AGGAGUUCCGCGGGUCUGAUGGGGAGAGCGGAGCCUGCUAGAUAGAGCGCUCGGCAACCUUCGGCGGUUUCCGUUGGGGCCCGGCCGCCAUUUUCUUGCUCCCCUCGCUCUCUCGCUGCUCGCUACCUGCGCGGCUCCCUGCCCUGGUCGCCAGCGCUUUGUCCUGUUCGGCGAUGGACGGGUGAGUGAGGGAAGGACGCCGCCACUGCCGCCGCCACCGGGAGGAAGAGAGGGAGGAGAGAGUUGCCGCCGCCGCCUCUCCCGCCUCCCUUCUCCCCCUUUUCCGAGGGGGGCAGGCAGCGCAUCCCUUAUGUGUCAGGGGCGCUUCCUUCCUUCCCGCCUGCCGGGCUCGAGGCGUGAGGAAAGCCUGGGGGUCCCGGGAGGAGGGGAGAAGAGGGGCGUGUGUGGGUGUUUUCCUCUCCCCGGGGGGAGGCGCCUGGCGAGGCGGCUGUCACUGCCCCGGGUGAGGGGCGGUGGUUGGGGGGCCGGUCUUGCCUUUUGACAGAGGCCUGGGCCUCUGGAAUGAGGCAACCCCGCUGGGAUGCUGGGCUAGACAAGGCCCCUGUGGGAAGAGGCCCCCCUUCUUUCCCCUUUUACAUCCCCGCGACCCGUGGCAUCCCCGCGUUCACACGUUACUGGCCCCUUUCCCCGUGGGGAACGCCCUUUUCUUCCCUUCCCUUGUCUCCUCCCUUGUCCCGUCCCUCCCGAGCUCACCCCUCCCCAUUGUUUCAUUUGGGUUAGGGUGACAGAGGAGGAGCAGCAGCAGCAGCGAUGCCCCCCAUUUGGGGCAAAGGAAGCAGGAGGAAGGAGGCUCUUUUGUUUCCAUUGGGGCCUUGUGUGUGUACAUGCCACCUCUUUUCUCCCAACCUCCCAAGGUGGAAAAAAAAGAUGCCUUUGUGUUUGCUGGAGACAAGGCAGACCAAGCCGAAGGAAAGGAAGGCAGGGAUUGCAGGCGUCAGCCAUAUGGAAACAAGGCAAAGGGCCUCCCUCCAUUGGUGGUGAGGAGCUUGGGUGGGCAGCUUGCGGACGUAUCACAGGCAAGGCCCUCUUUUUAUUGGAAGCUGGGAAGUCCCGCUUUCGGGGCCCUGCUCAGUGACAGCGUAAAUAGAGGGCUGAUUAUUUUUUUUUACUGCCUUCGCCAGACUUGAAUCUGCUUUUGAAAUGAAGCCGGCCAUCUCUUGUGUACAUGAUAAAAUGGUUGCACUGGCUUUUGUUAUACAUAUAAAAUAAAUAAGAUAACGGCAUGAUGCUUGGCGAUCAUAACAGGAGCAUGACGAGCCCUGCUAAGACUUGGGAAAGUUAGUCAACUUCUGUGGCCCAGGCUUGCAUGUAACUCGAAACCAAGCCGGUGGAUUGGCAGCGGGCAAGAUUAUUAUACGCACAAGUUGUAUUUUCUUGAGCAGCUAUUUGCUACAUCCACAUUCAGUGCCGGGUUCUAGUUCUAGGCUUUAUGAAGUUUCUUGCCCUGCCUUGCUAAAAUCCAUUUGCUGAAUUGCCUGUGCAACUCUUUGUUGACAUUAAGGACAUAAGAGGAGUCCUGUUGGAUUAGGCCAAAGGCCUAUCGUAGUCCAGCAUCCUUUUCUAACAUUGGCCAAUAAGAUGCCUGCAACAUGAGGGCAGUACUCCUAUUUCACUCCUGUUCCCCAGCAACUAGUAUUCAGAGGUGUGCUGCCUCAAAUUCUGGCGGUAGCAUACAGUCAUACCUUGGGUUACAGACGCUUCAGGUUGCGUUUUUUCAGGUUCCAGACCGCCGAAACCCGAAAGUACUUGAACAGGUUACUUCCGGGUUUCAGUGGUCACACAUGCGCAGAAGCGCUGAAUCGCAACCCGCGUCUGCGCAGACGCAGGUUGUGAAUGUGCAUCCCGCACAGAUCAUGUUCGCAACCCGCAUGUCCACUGUAUAGCCAUUAUGUAGCCAUGAUAGCCUUUUCCCCUCAUUAACUUUUCUAAUACCUUUCUGAAGUAAUCACCACAUUUCAUAGUAGCAUAGUGUUAACUACCGUAUUUUUCGCUCUAUAACACGUACCCAACCAUAACACGCACGUAAUUUUUAGAGGAGGAAAAUCCGUAGGCAUGCCACCCAUAGGCAUUUCCUCCAUAACACGCACAGACAUUUCCCCUUACUUUCUAGGAGGAAAAAAGUGAGUGUUAUGGUGCAAAAAAUACGGUAUGUACUGUGUAAAGAAGUGCAGUGGUACCUUGGUUCUCGAAUGGCUUAGUUGAUGAAUAAAUCGGCUCCCGAACACCACAAACCCGGAAGUAAGUGUUCCAGUUUGCAGACAUUUUUCAAAAGCCGAACGUCCGGUGUGGCCAAUUGAGUGCAGGAAGCUCCUGCAGCCAAUCAGAAGCCGCACCUUGGUUUUCAAACGGUUUUGGGAGUCGAAUGGACUCCUGGAACGAAUUAAGUUCGAGAACCAAGGUACCACUAUACUUCCUUUUGUUUAUCCUGAUUUCCCCACCAUUCAGCUUCAGUGAUCCAGACUCUAGUUUUGAGACAUGGAAAAUAACUUCUUCUACAUCUAGUUUUAUAAGCCUGGUCUGUUGUGCUUGAUUAGAUCUUGAUUAGGAUUUGCUCUCUUGUAUGUACUUUUACUGUUGUAAAGAAAACAUGAACAAAAGGUAUUCUUUAUCCUAUUUGGCUCCCAUUAUCACCAAUCCAAGUUUGGUUGUAUGUGUGGCACAAGGUAGUUCUUGCCACCUUGUUACUUCAGUAUGUCAUGAGUAAGUCUAAAUUACUACAAGUAAGCAUUUUAAUGCCAAAAUAUUUAAAAUAUAUUGAAUGUUUGGUUUCAAAGAGAAUUCCUUUCUUAUUAGAAAAGAGAAAUAAAAGUGAAUUCCCCCUUUUAAAAAUUUCUUUUCUUUUUCAGCAUUGUCACUGAUGUUGCAGUUGGUGUGAAGGUAGGUUAUGAAUUUAAUAAAUAAUCCCAAAUUUGGUAUGAAAUGUUAAUUUGUAAUGUUGACUAUUUGUCCCGGUCACUUUCGGUCAGAGGUGCCAGAAGCUUUUUCUGCUUCUAGUACACUGUAUGUGGAUUGAAUCCUCAGCCCCACCCACAAAAGAGGGACCAAUCUGCAAAUAACUUGAGUAUGUUAAUUUAUAUUUAUAGAUACAAAUUUAGAAAUAAUUGCUGUAUCUUAAAUAGAAAUUGAAUAUAUUUUGCCAUAGUGGGGAAAACUUUAACCAUGUCAGGUGACAUUGUAACCCUAUGUGAAUUUGAUUGUUUGGUAAGUAUAAGGCUGUGAUGGGAAACUUCUUCUUUCUGUAAAGGGUCAUUGACCCACCAAAAAAAAAUCAUUCUGGGAGCCAUACACAAAUACAAUGACUGACUGAUAGAAUGUCAACAGAUGGAGCUUUUCCCAUAAUUGUAUUCCAUCCCAGAAAGGGCUUAACCAGUUGGAUUUCUGCCUGCCAUGCAGCUUUUAAGAGCACAAGAACACUGCUCUCCUCCAAUAACAAUCCUAAAGUAUGCAAAGAAUACACGUUUCAUGAGUCCUAAACUGGCUAUAUUUUUGCAGGUCUUUUGAUCAAUUUAUCUCGGUCUGGCAACAUUCUGUCCAAGGCCAGGCAGGAUAUUUCAAAUGUGGGUAUCAAAAGAGAUUUAAGAUUUACUGCAACAUAGGUUCAAUUUCCUGUGCUUGGAUAAUUCAGUAUGUGCAGAGCAAUCUGUAAGGGUCAGUGGGGGACAUAACUGAAAGUGGAUGAACUGCCUCUUUCCAUUCCCUGCCACACCUGUGUUUUUUUCCCCAUUUUUCUACUAGUUGUGUAAUUUGUCCCAUGUUCCAGGUGUGUGUCUGGGGAAUGGAGGAGAUGUGGAUCCACAGCCUCUUCUGGAAUGCUUUCUUUCUGCACUUCCCAAUGUUCAUGCUCUGUCAGAACAGAAUUGGCUAUGUACCUUUCCCUUACCUCAUACUGGAGGCCUAGGAAAUCACAUCUCCCUCUCCAAGGGCAGACCUCUCUGCUCUCAUAGUGAAAAAUCUGAUGACUUCCUGGUCCCUCCCGUGGGCUGCGUUGCAGGAUUGAUAUAACCCAUGCUCUCACAAUAACAGCCCACUGCCCUCUCCUUCAGUAUAUAUGUGUGUGUAUAUACUAGUGAUGGGCUGCCUUUGCAGGGUAAUUGUUGUAAUUGUUGUUGUUCACCUGUACCAUCCUCUUGUCAAGCCUAUCGUUAAGUGGUUCUUUUCUCAACAAGUUUUAGCAAAUGGAAAGUGGACGUUAGCCCCUUGAAAUACCUUCCUAUAGAUAGCAAAUGUUUAAGUAAUAGUCUUCUGGAUCCAACCAGCUUUAUGUCUGUGGAAGAAAAAUAUUUCUGUUUUUACCUCAUGGUGAAUUGAAAUACUUUGAUAUUUUUCUCAUCAUAGUUCCUACUGUAGGGACUGUGUGUCUUAAGUGGAACUAGAAUUAGAGUGUUUUUAAUAUAUUUAAUGCAGAAUUCAUAAAAUAGGACUGAAAGGAACUAGAUUCUAGCUAUAUUAUGAACAUUGCAAAGGUCUAGGAUUCUAAUCAGUGACCCAAAAGUAGCCAUAAUGUUCUUAGUUUCUAGACUGCAGACUGGAAGUAUGUUGUAGAUUUGUGCACGCAUGUCUCCUUUCUUCCUUUUGUGGCUUGCUUUUACUGUGGUAUUACAUUACACGUGUGAUUCAGAUAUUGCCAAAUUGUGGUUUGACAUUACAUGCAUGAGCAGACACCUCCAAGUCACCCUCCUGCUUCCCUUCAUGUGUCAUGAUUUCUUUACUUAAUCCUGGGUUCUGGAUUCUCCACAAACUGCAGUUUACCAUUUAAUCCAAACCUAAGCUAUGGUUUGUGCAACCAAGGACCAAACCAUGGUAAUUGGUAUUGUGUGCCUGCUUCUACAUGCAGUAUUAAAUGAUGUGAACUAACCUUAUGUAUGAAAUACUAAUUAUGUAGCAUUAGUGUUAAACAGGGUGGCUCUUGUAUGCAAGCUUUGAAGUGGGUUUGCAAACCCUGGUUAUGAAGGAUUCUGGUUAAUGUUAAUUAUGUAUUUGCACCAAUGUAACUGUAAUGUUACAUCAUAGCAAAAGCAGGCCAUGAAAUGGAAAGGGGAAUUAACAUGGAAGAUGGGAACAUGCAAUCUCAAAGAAUUCUCACAGGGAUAAAAAACAUGCUUGAAUUGGACCUGCAGUAAGAAUCUUCAAAACUGUCUAAUCUGAGAACAGAUUAUACUAGGAUAACAGGUAGUAAUAACCUUGAAUUUUGGGGUAUUUGAGAUCCUGGUUUAUUUUGAGUAGUCUUGAUUAAAAACACUACUGCUCUGAAACACGGAACCUGUAAAAUUGUAAGUUCGGAUUAACAUGGGGUAAAGGCCAGGUGCUUUGUACUUUAUACUCAUAUACCGUACUACAUCAGUGCUUGAAAAACAGUGGUGGUAAGAGAAAGAAUUAAGCAACAAUGUACCUCUGAGCAUACAUCCAGUCUAGGAAUUUGUUUUCAGUAUCAGAAUUGCUUUUGAAAUCCUUUCACAUGCAAAUCACUCUUAUUUUCCCUAGCUUCCUUUGUUCUUAAAUAUUUGAUAGCCAGACACCCUUUAGAUCCACUGUAAAUUAUUCAUCUACCAGUGGAUCCUGAGACGUCUGCUACCCCAUACCUGACUUAGAUAAAGCUUGCUAUGGUACAGUGCUGUGCUUAUAAAAUGAAUAUGCCCUUCUUUUGGGAACAUGUGAACAUAUUUGGACCAGUAACAGGAGUAGAAUCUCUCAAAGCUAAGCAUAUAUACUUUGAAAAUGGAAUUGAAUUCUGGGAGCACCCAUCUUAUAUUCUUCAACACAACUGCCUCUAAGAAGAAUAUAAACUGUCAUUCUUCCAGAUGGCAUUUUGCCUUUUGCAGAGUUGAACUGACAGUUUUGAGGAGAUAGUUUAAUUUGUCAAAAGCAUCAUUGGUGAUAUCAGCACAGUUCUGGUCAAAGGACUGUCUGGCUUGCUGCCUUCCUUCUUCAGCAAAAUAAGCAUGUCAUUAACCGCGCCUCUUAACUGGAAAUGACUUUAUUACUUUAUUUUAAGUAAUACAUAUUAACUAAUAACUUAUAAGAAUACAAUGGUAGUGGGAAGCAAAACAUUUCCUGGCAUGCUUUGUAGCUGACCAGCUGACUGACAUCAAAAAACCAAUUAAUUGAAUGGAGCUCUGUUGUUAAAUGGCUUUUCAUAAAGUGAAAAUUGGGCAGUGCAGGUUAAAAAUCUGUCUGGCUGUAUGGAUUCAUUGGGCGCACACAUCUUUCUGAAAUGAUCACAGUUUUCUUCCUCAAGGCAAGUCAUACAGUUUAAUUUGUAUGAACUCUUCUAACUAGAGCUAUAGACAAAAUUUUAUAGGCCCUAAAUGAAUUGUGCAAAUAUUCUGGAACAUUUCCAAAAGCAUGAGUCUAGGAUGUACUUUUUGUGUACCUAACAACCUAAUCUUGCUGUUCCUCCUUGGAACAUGUUUAAAACGGCUAGAGCUGGAUAUGAGUCUGGGCAACGAAGUCUUAGAGGAGGGACUGUAUGGGUUGGGGGGGGGGGAAGCUGGCCUUUGUUAGACUGAUUUUGGUUUAGGGGUUUCCAUCUGGCAACUUCUUGGCUAUGGUGAUGGUUCCAUUUUUUGCCUGCAAAAAGCACAAGAAAUUGCUGGUUUACAGUUCUGCUUUGCAAAAUGUAUAUUGCCCAUUCCCAUUAUCAGUAUAGGAAUUGCUGUUUGAAUAGUAGCUGAUUAUAGGUUUUGUCGAUUUAUGUGGUCCUUGCUAUAAUGGGACAGGUAUAUUUGUACAAAUAUACAGUGCUUCACCAUAUACUCUAUUGCAGUUACGGUAUUUCUGUUAGUGAAACUAGGGUAUUAGUUUUGUAAAUCCGUAUUUGACUUGUAGACUGAAUCACUUUUUGUUUGAAACCACCUACACAGAUUUGUUUGGAAAUAUUUGGAACACACAACCCACUUGAUUUAAAAAAAAAUAUUUUUGAGGCAUGGGAGAUAAUGACAAGAACUUUAUUCCAAGGAAGGUCAAAAUCUGUACUGUGGAAGUGUAUGAAAAUAUGUUUCAGGUCCAGGUUUCCAUUCAAGAAAACAACUUACUUAAAUUCUUGGAACUCUAUAAUCAUAGUAUCUUUUUUGUUAGGCAAUGAAAUGUUGUGUGUAGUCUACAGAAAACAUUAGGAGGGCAGCUUAAAUGAAUAAUAAUUGAUUUACUUACAAUUGUCUGUAAUUAGAUACAACCUAUUUUAUAAAUGAUUUUUUUUUCAUAUCUAUGUGAUCACUGCCUGUGAGCAUUAUAGAGCAGGUUAACAAAAAAAACAUCACUUUUCCUUCCUAGUUAAUGGCUCCGGAGGCAAAGUAAUAUACAAAAAUUACUUUAACCUUCAAAGUUAUGUGACUACUCUCAUGCCUUUCAUAAGAACUUAAGAACCUUGCUGGAUCUGACCAAGGGCCCAUCAAGCCCAACCUCCUGUUCUGAAAGCUGCCAAUCAGAGACCAAUGGGAAGCAGAAUAUAAACAGGAGAACACUCUGCCCACUUACGUCCCCUCAUCCAUAAAUUAAUUUGCCUAAUCUUUUAAAGCUAUCCAAAUUGACGGCCAUCAUAAUGUCUUAUGGUAGUGAAUUCCAUAGUUUAAUUAUGUGCUGUGUGAAAAAUUACUUCCUUUUGUGUGUCCUGAAUCUUCCAACAUUUAGCAUAAUUGGAUGACCCUGAGUUCCAGUAUUUAUGUGAGAUGGACAAAAACGUCUCUUUAUCCACUUUUUCCACACCAUGCACCUCUUACUAUGUCCUCUGUUUGCUUCCUUUUUUUCUAAAACUAAAAAAACUGUUGUAACUUUUUCUCAUAGAGUAGUUGCUCCAUCCCUGGAGCCAUGAUAGUCUGUUGCUGUAAAAAGAGCAAGAACAAAGACUCUUGUGGGACCUUAAGCCAUAAUAAACUUGUUAGUCUUUAAAGUCCAACAAUACUCUUUUUUUGUUUUUUUAAUAAUUUUUGUUACCUUUUUCUGCACCUUUUCCUUCUUUCCUUUUUGAGGUGUGGCAAACAAAACUGGACACAGUAUUCCAAGCAUGGUUGCACCACAGAUUUUUUUUAACGCCUUCUGUAUUUCUGCAAUAUUCUUUAAUCGUGUAGAAAUGCCCUAGCUAACAUGUUACUAUUCUUAUUCUUAUUCCAAAGUUAAUGGCUUAAUGAGGUGAUAAGGUUUUGAAUACUUGGGAAUUCAAAGUUUUUCUUCUUCUUGCUAUUCAAAAACCUAAAUGCCUGUGUUAUGCUUUCCUAGUAAUUAAAGAGAUUAAAGGGUGAGUCAUCACUUGACCUACUAUGAUAGGCUCAGAGAAUUGGAGAGAAUUCAUGGCCCUGUUUCAGCUAUGUGGACAGAUGGCAUAAAUAAAAUCUCUACUGUGGCAAAUCUAGAACAGAUAUUUUCUCUGUAGGCCUAGGAGACAAGAAUGUCCUGCUAAAAUACUACAUAUUUGUGGGUGCAAGGAUAAUAUUUGUAGAAUCAGAUAUUUGACUGUACCCAGUGUAUUGUUGGCACUAGUUAAGUACCUAACCAAAUUUAUUACUAUAUUAUGGUGCUUAAGGAAGGUAAUACAAUUUAAAUUUCCUCUCUUUUGGGGAUAAAUUUCAAGAUAUGGAGGUGUUUCGAGGAAUACAGCCUAAAUUCAGCCUGUCUGUUCAAUUCCAUGCCUCUCCUGACUCAUUUAUGCUGAUCAAGGAGAGGGUUGACCAGCUGGAUUCAGGGAGUGAUUAAUACCUCUUUGUGAGAAGAAAUAGUUGCAGUCAUUUUGAAGGAGGUGGGUUUGAGGCCAUUUCCAAAGGAACUCUUUCUAGACACCAAAUAUAGUCAUGAUUGUUGUUCAAAUAAAACCUUCCCUGUACUGGAAAGGUUGUCUAUGGCUAGAGGGUGGUGACUGUAAAAUUCAGGCAUAGUUUGAAUGAUGAUGGAAUAGAUUGACUUCGGUAUAGCUUCUGGCUUGUCAUCAGAACUAAAACUGCAUUGGUUGUUAUUUUAUAUGAACUUUAUUAGGAGAAGGAAAAGUGAAGUGUGAUCCUGCUAAUAUGUCUGGAUCUCUCAACACUUCUUGAUACCAUCAAACAUAGUAUACUGCUGGAGGGGCUACCUAGUAUUGGAACUGGAGGGGCCAUGAUUCAAUAGUUUGCUUCCUACUUAGAGAGACAGUUCCAGAAGGUGGUGCUGGGGGCUAUUGCUCUGAACCAUUGCAUCCGUUCUGGAGUUCAUUAGCACUUCCUUUUGUGCCUUAUGCUCUAUAUAACUUUGGGUAAGGGAUUAUCACCAGGCUCUUUCUUCAUUUUAUCAAUGCAUGUGAGAUGACACGGGCAUACUGAAUUUGUGUCUGAAGACAGUAGUGGUUUGCAUGAAAUUUAACAACCUAAACUCCAUUCAGACAACAUGGAAGUGCUGUUGGUAGGUGGCUGGUAUGACUGCUAAUGCAGUGUUCAAUCUCAUUUGGGACUGCACUCCCCCAAGUGGUGCCCUCCAGAUGGUUUGGACGAAAACUCCUGUCAUUCUUAACUAUGAACCAUGCUGGCUAGGGCUUUAUGGAAAUAGGUGGUGAACCUGUGAUCUGAGGAUCAAUCUUGGCUUUCAUAUUUGCCCCCCCCCCCAUUAUUGUGUGGUGAUUUAUCUCCCUUUCAAGAGAUCAAGCAGGUAGUGGCUGCUGAGCUCUAGGGCAUUCCUGAGUGAUCCUGAUCUUCUAGAUGUACUUUAUUCUGACCUCUGCUUCAUUUUUGAGACAGUUUGGUGGAUGAUUAAUGCCAGAGGAAAGCAUCCUUGUUGAUUUUCCAUAAUCUCAGAGUCACAUUAGAUACCAUUACCAAUUACAUACUUUUGGAUUGCUUGUCCUGGAGGAGUUUUCUGGCUCAGUUCUGAGUUAUACCAGAAUCUGUCCACCAAGAAGGAACUGAAAGUGAUGGUGGGAUACUGUAGCUCAGUAUCAUGGCAUUUACUCUAUGGUGUCCUUCAUGGUUUUGUAUUGUGCUUUGCACUGUUCAACACAUUCAUGAAACUACUGGUAGAACUCAUUUUGAUGGCUGCAAUCAAUAUAUGAUUGAUACCAAGCUCUCUCUCAUUUCUUUUCAUUAAUUCCAGAUGUGGGCAUAGGUGUCCUGAAUAGGUGCAUAGCAUGCUCAUUAGUAAACUGACAAGACAAGAGAGAAGUGUCAUUAGCUGAUAAUGGCAUAUCUUUCCAUGGGAGCAAUAUUGAACCUGUUCUGAAUUGGGUUGGCUUCUUGAAGGAUCAGCUUCACACUUGGAUGUUAUUUUACAUUCAGCGUUGCUGCUGGAUGCAUAGGUGACAUCCAUAAUGUGCCUUCAACUAACUUCAGUCGUAUUUGGUGUACUUAGGCUUCCUUUUGAAAACAAUUUGGAAAUUCAGCUGAUGUGAAAUGUGAAAGUGGGGCUGACUACUGAGAACAUACGCCAGUCACAAAAACAUCACUAGCUAUCACUUUACUUUGGGGCUCAUUUCUAAGUGAUAGUAUCCACUUGGGAGGCUUUGUGAAUAAGUUAAUUUAAAUUAUUAUUGAAAUGAGCAAGAAGAAAAGUUGACUUAAAUCAUUGAUUUGAAUUAAGAUUUUCAUUGAUAUCUUCUUCAUAUAUUUCCUAAACAGGGCUCCAAGAAAAUAAAUAUCCAGGCAAUUUCGUUGAUUCAUAAUUUCCUGCAAUGAGAACAUAAUCUGUGACUGCUUGUAACAUAUUUAUAUCAAUUGCCCUUUGAAGUGAAUUAGUUUUCUUUUUACAUAGAAACAGACUUUAAUUCAAUGUUCUUGUUUGAACGUAGUGCUAAAUAAUGGUUUAGAGCUACAUUCCGACUUUAGCCUUAGUUUUAAUUAUGGUUCAUUGGUCCAAGAGCGAUUUGUAAACCACCGUUUGAAAUUUACUUGUUUGGACAAACUAUAGUUAAAGUUAACAAGAGUUUGCGAUGGUUUUGAUAUAUUGGCAAAUCCUGGUUGGUAGAAAAUGGAAGUAAAUGCUUCUAGUCACCAUUUGCAGCUAUGCCAGAGAUGGGGAAGUAGAACUGUAGGAGUCUAAGGCUUGUUUAUGUAGCACCAAAUCAUAGUUUAAUGUUGUGGCUGAACACAGCCAUUAUAUUUGAAAAGGGUUAUAUAUGCAGUUUUAAGAUAAGUAUAUAAUUUACAUUUUUGUAUUAAGUUCAUAUUUCAUUUUCAUCCUGCUUAUUAAAAAAUCACUUAAUUGAAAUUUAAAGCAAAAAUCAGAUUUAAGUAAAAUAUCAGUAAAAAAGUCUACUGUGAUUGCAACAUGAGGAAGCAGCAAAAGUAGAUACUUUGCCACAUUUCAUAUGCAUUGCAAGAAAUUGAUCUUAGUUUACAAAUUUAAGGGUAACUUGACCCUUUAUGAAAUAUAUCUUUGGGAUAUUUCUUGUUAUCUUUCCAGUGUGUCUGAAAAGUUCAAUUUGAAACUGGAAAAGACCAAAAAGGAGAUGGGACAUAAAUAGCUAUAUUAGAAAUCAUAGCAAAAUAAUAAUAAUAAUCAGGUUCCUUUACAAAUAUCAUUUUGAUUGUAUAUAGAUAUUAUUUUUUUCAUGACUGUUGUAAGCUAAGGAUGCUAACUGAAGCUGAUGCACUCUUAGUUUUUUAAAACAUUUUAAUCUUUCCAUAGGCUGUUGAGUAAGUCUUGCUAUCUUUACAAGUUAUGUGCAGUUUUCAGUGAAGAAAUUGUCUGUAUUGGAUGAACAAUUGUAUGUUAAUAAUUUUAGUUUCUUUUGACUGGCUACCUGAAAAGAGUCGUGGAGGAAAUCUGAUAAGUCUUCGUUCACACAUCACCUUAAACCAUAGUUUAAAACAAGCUGUGAUUUAAUGUGAACAAGCUCUAUGCUGUUGCAUGAUGCUUAAAAGUUUCUGAGGUUCUCAUUUCCCAUGCCUGAACCUGAAUUUGUGCUUUGUUUCCCUCACCAAAAAAACCACAAGCAGUGAGAAGUUGGUUACCGCUUCUGGUUUGUUUUUGUCCAUGUCAUGGCAAGAGGAGGGGAGGAGUACUCAGGAAUAUUUGAGUUGUUUGCACUAGUGUGCUUCUCGUUCACAUUAAGCAAUAGUUUGUUUUAAACUUUUGUUUGAUGUGACAUGUGAAUCAGGCCUCUAACUAGGUUUCCUAGAUACUCUUUUUAAAAAAAAAGAUAUUUCACACUUACAUGCUUAAUAUUAGUGUUUGUAUUUUUUAAAUGGCAAAGUGCUUACUGUUUCUUUCUUUUUAGAGAGGAUCUGACGAGCUUCUUUCAGGCAGUGUACUCAAUAGUCCGAACUCUAACAUGAGCAGCAUAGUAGUUACUGGUAAGUGAUGCUUUUUGAAAGGAGACUUUUUUCAUUGUAGCAUCAAAAUGUAUCCAUGUUGCAGAAGAAGAAUGAACAUCUGGACAAACAAUGUUUAUUAUGCCUUCUUAGGAUCUGAGCACUGUCGUUUUUAAAUAUCAAAUGCCUAAUACAGUACUUGUAAAAAAAUAAAAUUCUGAUGCAUGAGAUUUGGAGUUGCCCAGAGCAGAACUACACUAGCUGGACUUUCACGUGGGCAGAAUUGGAUGGGGGUGGUGAGGCAGUCUUCACCAAUUCUUUCUGUGGCCCCCUAUACCUUUCCCCCUAAAAAUCUGUUCUGGAGGGUUGGGGAACCCUCUGCAAUACUGUGGGUAGGAGGCAUAAAGGACUGCAGGGGAAAGGGAGAAUCACUGGACAUUACCUCCCCCAUCUUCCACCAAGGAGCCUCCAUUGGAUCUUGGUCCCUUCUUUAAAUGAUAGGAUCUCUUAUUUAGUUCAAUGCCAGGUCUGAGUCCAAGCCUGCAUAACUUUAAAAAAAGGGAUUCUCACAGUUUAUUUUUUAUUGAUUUUUGGCGAGGGACCUUCCAUCAGGCAAGGAAAGAGUCAUGCAGGCAUUUGCGCUUUCUGCCUGUCUGCACUGUGUCAUCCAGCCAGGAUCUGUUUUUAUAUCCUGUGUUUCAUUUAUGUCAGGGGUGCCCAAACAUUUUUCAAAGAUGGCCAGAUUUGAUGAAGUGAAGAUGCGUGAAGGCCGACCAAAGUUGUUGAUUUUUUUUUUAGGAUUUUACCCCAGUACAUAUACUGCCACGGGAGCUGGAUUAAAUCAACCGGUGGGCCGAAUUAGGCCCCCGAAACGGAUUUUUCGACAUGCCUAAUUUAUGUUGAAACCUCUCACCCACCCCUAUUUUUUUAAGACAGGUUUGUGUUGCUUUAGGAAGUCAGAGCAACACGUGUCGUUUGUACCAGGUCUCCUAUUCCUCUUUGCAGAUUACCUCUCCAUCCCUAGGUGAAACACCAUUUCAAAUAACAAAAUGUUAUAAAGUUUCCUCUGCUAAAAGAAUGGCUAUAUCCUAUUAGUUUGGGUGGCUUUUUGAACUACUGAUAGUACUACUACUGUCCAUAACUAUUAUACCUGGAUGUAGCAGUAGAGGUGGGGGAAAAUACAAGCCCCCUCCAGCAAUCAGGCCAGGAUCAACUAUCAAAUGUCUCCUCCCCUCCAAGGACUCGUGUUUUGUAGUCAUUAUAUAGCAAUUAGUAACUGACACUUGAAUCUGCAUAUUUUCACUGCCACUCCUCAUCCUGCCUUCCCUUAGUGCAGGGAAGGGACUCCCGCUCACAUCAGUUGCAGGGAGCAUGGACAGUAGUCAGGAGUAAUGAAAGUUGUAGUCCAGAAACAGUUGGAGGGCCACAAGUUCCCCACACCUGCUUUAGUGUCAUAUGUCUCAGCUUGUAAGAUCUGUCCUGAUCAUUGUACAAUGCUUAAGAAUGUAUUAAGUCAGGGGUAGGCAACCUGUGGGCCAGAUGUGGCCCAAUCGCCUUCUAAAUGCGGCCCGUGGACGGUCCAGGAAUCAGCGUGUUUUUACAUGAGUAGAAUGUGUCCUUUUAUUUAAAAUGCAUCUCUCGGUUAUUUGUGGGGCCCGCCGGGUGUUUUUACAUGAGUUGAAUGUGUGCUUUUAUUUAAAAUGCAUCUCCGGGUUAUUUGUGGGGCAUAGGAAUUCGUUCAUUUCCCCCCCCCCCCAAAAUAUUGUCUGGCCCACCAUGUGGUCUGAGGGACAGUGGAAUGGCCCAUGGCUGAAAAAGGUUGCUGACCCCUGUAUUAAGUGCAUAAUAGAACUUAUUGUGAAUAGUUACCCUUGAAUACUGGUGUCAGCUUUGCAGAUAGGUCUGAAGGGGGUACCUGCCAGAGUGGCUGGGAUGGGUAUGUAUAUAUAUAUGUAUGCAUGCAUGUAUAAAUAAAUUAUUAUUUCUUCAUGAGCCUUUGUCUCCCAAUACUAUGAGGGAAAGAGAAAUUCCCAUGCUCAAGCCUUCAUGAUACACUUGUACAAUGUCAUAGAAAUUGAGUGCUGAAUUAUUUCUCUUCUGUCACCUUAACUAGCCAGUAGAUACUGUAGAUUCCGGCGUAUUAGGCAACUGGGCGUAUAAGACGACCCCCCCCCCCCCAUUGGCAGUCUUAUAUGCUUCGCUGGGCAGUGACAGUGGGCGGCGGGCUCUGCGCCGGGAGGAAGCUGCCCGGUGAAGCUGCCCAGCGAUGCUAAGCCAGAACGCGCCACCCACUGCUGCUGCUGCAGCAGCUUUAGCAGCUUCCAAUGCAGUGGUGGGCUCCACGCCGGGAGGAAGCCAUACCUGACGUAUAAGACGACCCUCGACUUUUUAACCUCUUUUCCGGGGUUAGAAAGUCUUCUUAUACGCCGGAAUAUACCGUAAUUAAUGUGUUCUUUUUAUGCUGGACUUUUAACUGUCCAUCAGAUUUGGGUUUAUCAGAUUUUAUUGUAUUUUAUUUAUUUUAUUUAUUUAGCCACUCUGGGAGGUAUGGCUGAAGAGUGGGUAAUAUGUUUUGAAAUCGUAUAUAAAUAUAUUAAAAUAGAAUUAGAGUGGGAGAGCCAUGUAGCUAUAUCCCUGCAUCAGUGGAGACUUGUGCAGUAGCCUGGAGGCAAUUUUUAAUUGCUAGGUAAGUUGCUAAUUAUAAACUUGAGUUAUGUAAAUGUUAAUUAUGGAGCACUGUAAACACAUUUCUUGUUUAUAAGAUUCUAAGCAGGGAUCAAAAUUAAUGAUGUAGCAAUAUAUUUAAAAUUACCUUUACUUUAAGUAUUGAAAUUAGUUCCAAGUUGAAAUGGAAGGGCAAGGGAAAUAAUUUUGGUAAUAUUUUCAUGAACCCCUCCACGAGCUGUUACUUGGGUGACUUUUUUGGGAUGAAGUGAGGGGUAAAAGGGUAUAAAAAACAUGUUUGUUGUGAGAGGGAAGUAUUUCUUCAGUCUAUCAAGAUAGGAAGCAAACUUUUUGCUGAAAAUGUAGAUUGCCUUGGGAGCUGGGAAGUUCUUUGCCCCUCUUCAUGGACAUCCAAACUGAAGUCAAAAUACUGCUUCAUUUGCUCUCAGUAACAUAGCCAAUCACCUUUGGCUUUAUCACAUUCAGCACUUGAUUCCUAUUUUUUGGUGAAGAAGAGUUAUUUUUUUCCAAAUGAUGUAGCAGCAGCGUAAUAUCUCUACAACAUAAUAAUAAUAAAAGGCAGAGAAUAUUUUGCAUCUGGUCUGGAGAAGAUUUUUGCAUUUUGGUGUGGAGAAGAUUUUGCAUCUUUCAAAGGUUUUUGACAUUAAAAUCUAAGAUUUAAGUGUUAGUAUUUAGUGCAGCACUAAUUGGAAAGAAGAGUCCUGUGUUAAUGCCCAAAAGGAGUAGCUCACUUUUUAAAUAUAUAUAUAUAAAGAUGCAAUAUAUAUUGCAUCUUCUUAUAUGUCAGAUGCUACUCUGGAGAAGACCUUCCCCCAGCCCCAAAAGGGGCCUAAAAAGAACCCCCACUCCUUUGCAUUCAUGCUUGAUAUUUUGGUCACAUAUGCCAGGCUACUAUUUUCUAUUACUAGCUCUUAAACCUCCUGUUGGCACAUAGCCAUCUUAAAAAUUAUACCAGGCUUUGUUUACAGUGAUUUAAAGAUUUUACCACUAGGUAAGCAUUUAGUUUCUGCUCUUAAAUCAGGAGUAUCCAACAUGAUGCACUCUUACGCUGUUGAUAUACAGCAAUGUUAUUUAAAACACAGUUAACCCAGUUAGUUUUGGCAGUAGUCAGAUAUGAUGGGAGUUGUAGUCUAGCAACAUUUGGAGGCACCAUGUUGGCUAUCACUGACUUAAAUGGUCAUAUAUGAAGUAUAAUGAAAGUAUAGGGUUUGAUGUGGUUGACUUGCUUCUAGUAUAUUUGUAAUCUUGAAAGUUGCUGUUCCUGUUUGGAUGAGAAACAAUAUUGACACUUCAAAUAUUUGACUUUGUUACGUGUGAUAUGAGUUUAAAUAUUUGCAUAUUCAGAUUCCUUAAAUUGAAAGAAAAGUUUCCUGCAUUUCUCUAAAGUUCCUCAGCAUCAUGAAUAAGUUAAGAUCCUAGAGUUACUUAGAACAGACUCUCUAUGUGGUCCAACUUUUGAUUUUCUAGUAAGGCAGAGAUUUGUUUAACCUUUUGUAAAAGUGAGAGUGAAAAUGUUAUCAAGAAAUUCCACACUAACACAUAAGUCUUUCUGCUGUGCACUGUGAGGCCUACUGCAGUCUUGUAACCUCUGAAGCAACACUGGAUUCACCCUUUGCCAUGAGAGGUCUGGUGUCUGAUAAGGUAACAGUUGCUCUGCAGGCUUUCCCAGCGCCCUUUGCUGAUGAUGCCAGGGAUCAGCACAUGCUAAAUGGAGCCACUCAUUUUAUUAGCAGGCUAAAAUUCUCUCCUAAGCAGCUCACCACAGGAACCCUGGUAACUUUCAAGCAAUAAACGAUUGAUGAAGGAAGGUUGCUUCAUCAGUGGAGGUGGUUGUUAGAACAUGCACCAGAGCCAAGAAAAUGAACAGCAAGGACUCUAAUGGUGGUGGCCUGCAAUGUGAGUUUCUUGCCUGAAAGCACCAUAGACCACACCAGCUGCACGUAUAACCCUGUUGCUUUGUUGGAAGGGAUGAAAAGAGGAUAACAGGAGCAAAUUUCCAUACUUCCAUACCUCAUUGGAGAAUAGAAGGAGAUCUUGAGCAGGAAAUAGGAAGCGUUGUAGCAAAGACAAAAUCAGAAAGAGUAUCAGAGUAGAAGAUGACAACAGGAGUUGCAAAGAAACCGCAAGAAAGACCGCCUGUUAGGAGCAGGAGAAUCAGAAGACAGUUUGAACAAUAGAGCUAAGAAAGAAAUUCAGUAUUAAUUCAACAAGAACAGCUCUGAAGAUCUUGUUGGAUAGCUACAGAAAGAUAUUCUUGGUGGGAAGGAAGACUCUUCAGUGCUUCAAAAACAAAGGUGACAGUCAUAGCCUGCAGAAAAAGGAAGAGAAGUGUUGUGGUGGUGGUUGAAGACUCCCUACUGAGAGGUACAGAAUGGCUUGUGAAUGUACCAGACCUGUUAACUUGUGACAUAAGCUGCCUUCCCAUUGUGUGAAUUCAGGAAGUGAUGGACAGGUUUGUCAGACUUACCAAAACUGCUGAUUAUUCCUUCUUGCACACCAUGUGAGAUCAAACAGUACUGCCUAGCACAACUAUGACUAUCAUAUGUAUGUAUGAAGCUCUGGGGAUGAAAGUGAAGGACUUUGGAGCUUAAGUAGUGGUCAUGCCAUUUCUACUUAUAAAAUGUGGAGGGUUAUGAAGAGAGAGAAUAAUACCUGAAGUUAUUAGAGUUGAUGGGAGAAGUUCUGUUUCUGGGACUGGUGCAGGCUUCCUUAAGAAGGACUACUGGAAGGAGAUGGGCUGCAACUUACUAGGACUGGAAAAAAGUAUCUGGCAAAAGAAAAAUAUGAACCUGAUCAGGAGCUUUGAACUAAAUUCUGUAGCAGUUGGAGAUAGGUAAGUUCAAAAGGUAAGCAUUGAAGAUAGGGAUCUGUGUGCUGUAGGAGAACAGGGAAUUGUGUGGCUGACUAGCAAAAUCUCAGGAGAGAGAUUGGAGCAGAAUUUUCAAGGCUUUCAGUGACUAUACACUAAUAUGCAGCAUAUUGAAAAUAAAUGAGUUUGAACUCCAAAUACAGGAAGAUAAAUACAAUAUGCUGGGUAUAACAGACUUGGUGGGGAAACUCAUGUGAUUUGAAUGUAAUAAUUGAAAGUUACAAAUUUUUCAAAAAAGAAUAGGUGCAACAGAAAGAGAGUAGCAUUAUAUGUCAAAGAUGCUCAUAUCUGCACAGAAUUCAUGAGAGUGACCAUGGUAGCCUUGUAGAUAUACCAUCUGGGUCAAAAUAAAUGGAUGGAAAAAAUAAAAUUAUGGUGGGAGUUUUCCAUGGACAGUCAAACAAACAUGGUGAUGUAAAUUAACCUUUCCUGAAACAUUUUACAAGUGUUUCAUGGAAGCAGAUUUAGUAGUAUAAGAGGGUAUUUCAACUGAUGUCUUCUGACUGAUAUCAUGGAAGAUACUAGAACAGAGAAGAAGGGAAUCAGUUUGAAAGUGCUUAGUAGAACCCAGCAUUUGUCAAGAAUAAAUCUUGUUAGACUAAUCUUAUCACUCUUUAAAAUCAGGUUAAUGGAUGGUGGGAAUGCUAUGGGUAUAAUCUAUCUUGAUUUCAGCAAAGUGUCUGACAGAGUACCCCUUGAUAAUUUUGUUAAAUGUGGCUUAAAUGUGGGCUAGGUAAUAGUAUUGUUGGAAGGAUUCACACCUGGUUUGAAAACCAUAGUUAGUGCUCAUCAGAGGCUCCUCAUCAAACUGGAGGGAGGUGUUUUUUUUGGGGGGGGGUCUUCUGUAGGGCUUUGUCCUACCCACUUUCAACAUUUUUCAUCAGUCAGUGACUUAGAUGAAGGGGUAGAAAUAAUUCUUACAAUAUUUGUGGAUGACACAGUUGCUAAUUAGAUAAAAAGUAUGAUUGUGUAUAUUAUUUAUAAAAUCGAAUAAAAAUGUACAAGGAAUUAAAAUGUGAUAUAGGACAAUCAUUACUGUUUUUCCAUCAAGAAUGCAGCUUUCUAAUCUUUUAAGAAGAAGCUAAACAUAGCUUAAAAUGUGUGUCAUUGCAAAAGUCUAUUCUAACUAAAUAGGUCAGAAAACUGUAUAGAUUUCAAUUUACAUUCUUCAAUUCUUCUUUAGCAAGUGAAUACUCUUCAAUUAUCACUCCAAUUUGCAAGGUGGUUUCUUUAUCUUUAUAGUCCUGUUAUUGAAUGACCUUACCACUUACUACAUUGAUGAGUAUAGGGUUCAACUGAAGUAAAAGUUUACCAAUGCUGAUACAUGGCUGUUUUUAACAUACUAAAUUAGCAUUUCAUAAAUAUAAUUUUGGGAAUCAUUUAUUGAAAAUGAGUAUAAAUAAUUGGCUUCCACUUAGCUAGAAUAUUCUAUCAUAGGCUUUCAGUAGUAACUUUACGAUAAAUAAAUUUUACCCUGAAGUACAGAGUUUGGCUUUCCAUAUCUCCCUGGUAUUUGAAUUGGUAGAGGAAAAUCAAGUAAACUGAGUUGUACAUAGUAUACUGUCCAGUAAGGUCAGCCUCUUGCAAUAUACAGAAGCCACCCAUGACAGCAAAGUUUUCAGACAGGCUGUGCUGAACUAGAUUACUUUUAUGAGUGAAAAGGAAGCAGGACUGUGGAAGAAUUACCGUAUUUUUUGCUCUAUAAGACUCACUUUUCCCCUCCUAAAAAGUAAGGGGAAAUGUGUGUGUGUCUUAUUGGGCAAAUGCAGGCUGUUCAGCUAUCUCAGAAGCCAGAACAGCAAGAGGGAUUGCUGCUUUCACUACGCAGCGAUCCCUCUUGCUGUUCUGGCUUCUGAGAUUUAGAAUAUUUUUUUUCUUGUCUUCCUCCUUCAAAAACUAGGUGCGUCUUGUGGUCUGGUGCGUCUUAUAGAGUGAAAAAUACGGUAAAUCAUGCCCGUAUCUACUUCCAUCAAUGAGUAACAACUUUGGUUAUUUAUGACUAUAUGCUUUUCAAAUGUUGCAUUGGCAGGCAAAACAAACAAAAACUCAAAAAACUUUUUUUGAGUGAACAGGACCUUUUGCAGGCACAGUAUCUCUUUUUAAGUUGGGCGUCUGUUCCUCCUGCACGUGCUCUUGUACAAACUGUAGCAGUUAUGGAUCAGCAACUUGGUCUUGUGUGUCUGUCUUUCUCCUUGGGUUUCAGCUCUUAUCUGAGUCGCAGUUUCUCAGUAUUUAACUUCGCCAAGUUGAAGCCUAUAUUUCUCAGUUAGUUCAGGUUUGCUUAUUUUUAGUUGUUGUGCCUGCAUUCUUCCUAAUCUUUGGUAGAUUUCAAUAAGUAGGAUGUCCUGUUUACUCACUGUUGAUGAGAACUUAGUAAUCUUGCUGCGACAAAACUUGCAAUUAACCUCCUUAUAUGUGAUUAUUGAGUUUUCCCUGCCUUGGGUAACUCUCCUGAGAGACCACUCCCUCCACCCCAACUAUGGACUUUUGGAACUAAAACAAAUACGGCUCAAUAAAGUUUUGUACGUCUGCUUUGGUCUUUAAAGCAGUGUGUAGUAAUUAGGUAUGCCCAAAUAGCAAAAAUAAAACAAUAAAACUGGUUGACCUUUUCUUCUUAAAAUAUAGGUUGACUGAGUGCAUGCUUAUACCAAAACAGCAAGCAUAAAAUUCUAGCAAGCUCAUGAGCAGAGGUGGAAAAGAAAACCGAUAAUUGCUCAUUCCCCCCUUACAGUUUGUACGUACCUCCUGAGUGUUUUUUUAUUUCAUAAAAUUGUUUACUGCUUGACUGUAAAAACAGAACAAAACCUCAAAGCAGUUUACAAAAAGAGUAAAACAAUAAAAUAUUUAGUAAAACAAUUAAAAGCUUCAAAAAAUUAGAUCCAGCACUAAACUAAAAACACAUCAGUAGGGUGUUUUUAGCAGCUUUCAUUUAACAGAAUGGAAGCCUCUGGCCUAUCUAUCUAUCUAUUAUUUAUUUAUUUAUUUAAUAUGUAUACUGGCCUUCAUCCGUAGAUCUCAGGGUGGUUCACAAAAACCAAGAUAGGAGGCAAAAUUUGCAGGUGCUAUUCUAACCCAUUUGUUUUGUGUCAAACGUUAUACCCAUAUUGCUAGGAGGUAAGUCUGAGAGGAUACUGAAAGUGGAUGGUGUCUUACGUUUCCGAGCACAAUUCAAAGUGUUGGUGCUGACCUUUAAAGCCCUAAACAGCCUCGGUCCAGUAUACCUGAAGGAGCAUCUCCACCCCAUUGUUCUGCCCGGACAUUGAGGUCCAGUGCCGAGGGCCUUCUGGCAGUUCCCUCACUGCGAAAAGUGAGGUUACAGGGAACCAGGCAGAGGGCCUUCUCGGUAGUGGCACCCGCCCUGUGGAACGCCCUCCCACCAGAUGUCAAAGAGAAAAACAACUACCACACUUUUAGAAGACACCUGAAGGCAGCCCUGUUUAGGGAAGCUUUUAAUGUUUGAAGGAGUAUUGUAUUUUAAUAUUCUGUUGGAAGCUGCCCAGAGUGGCUGGGGAAACCCAGCCAGAUGGGUGGGGUAUAAAUAAAUUUAUUAUUAUUAUUAUUAUUAUUAUUAUUAUUAUUAUUAUUAUUACUAUUACAACAUCCCUGGUGUGUAGUCCAGUGUUAUCCACUUGCAAUGAUCAUUUUCUAAGAAAAUGCAGUUGAAGUAAGGUCUGUAAUGUUUAUUAUAGCACCUGUGCUGGGGAAGGGGGAGGCACAAAGCAGGUGAUUGAUAGUUUUCCAUCCAUGGGGAAUAUAUGGUAGAGUUGUGAGUGUGUAGACUGGUGGAAUCACAAAACCAGCAUGAAGGGGGAGUGUUAACCACCCAUUCACUAAUGCUGCUUGCUUAAGUUACCAGCUUUGCUGCCCCCUUGUCUGUAGAAAAACCUGAAACCACUACAUGUAGUUUUAGCCUCUCUUUUUUAUAUAUAGUGCCCUAAAAGGCUGCAGUGGAAGUUACUACUCUUUUAGUGAUCCGUUCUUUUUACAACUCCCUCUUUUUCUAUUUUCUUAACUGGCAAUCAUUCUAUGUUUACAGUUAAACUAGUUACAUGGAAGCAGAGUCAGUGCCCAGUGCAAGUCCUGCUUAGAUUGGCUCUGCUUAGGAGCUCCCAAGUGUUCUUCCAAUUGUUUCUUUGCAUCUGGCCCUGUUUAAAUUCAACAUGGUAUACAAAGCCUGCUGCUUUCAAGCGGACUCAGAAUCCCCCGACACCUUAUGACGUAAGGCGAUUGACAGAGCCACCCACCUGCUAAAAGACAAGUGGCCACUUUUUGAUCUGGCCUGCCUGUUAAAAAGUGGUUCCCCAUCCUUGCUCUUAGGAGAAAGAAAAGGCUAAUUGUAUAAGCAGCAACCUUUUUGAGUGGCAUUCACAAUAUGAAUAUGCCCCUCCUUGCAUUUGUGUUGGGUUAACUUGGGGUAGGAAGAGGUGAGAAAGAAACUGCAGUUUAGUGUAGAUCACUAAGACUGCAGUCCUAUGCACACUUGCCUUAUGAGUAAAGAAAUUAUAGGAUUCUGCUGUAACUAUUGUCACAAGUACAGUCCUUCAAAGGAAGUAUUUUUUGCAAUUAAUCGUUUCUGUGUAUAUGUUGGGAAUGCAACCAAAUGCUUAUCUAAUGCAGUCACUGGUAGGUAGAGUUGGAGAUAUACUGCCUGUGAUCCAGAAGGUAGCACAUAGCCAUCAUGGCUAGUAGCUACUAACAGCCUUAUCUUCCAUGAAUUUGUCUAAUCCCCCUUUGAGUGCUUCAGGUAAUUAAUUGUAAUGAGUAAUCAAAUUUUAAACCUGAUAAUAGCCACUCUGCUAGGUUUUGUGGGACAGUAUUAUUGCUUCUUCCCUUCGAUUUUAAUACAUUAUUUCUAUUAAAUGUUGGAAAUAAGAGAACAUUUACAUUGUUAACUAUUCUCUACAUUAUGAUAACCAUUCUCUGUUUCACCGGUGCAUUCUUCGUUGUUUCUAAUCUAAUUGCCUUUUUCUCAAUUGCCAGUUCCACCCCCCUCCACAAGUAAUUGAUUUCACCUUCUAGUAGCUAUUAAUAUCUGCUUUUUUUCUCUGUGCUAAUUGUGAUCACAUCCCUUGCUCACAACAUAAAUCAACCAUCUCAUGUUGAGUAGCACAUUACGAUAGCAGCCUGAAUUUUGAAUAGUAUUUUUAGUAUCAUUUAAGGAUUCUUAAACUUUUGGCAUACUGUUCUAUCUAACAGAAAACAAAAGGUGGAGGCAAUGUAUUAUGUCUGUUUGGAAAGAAAUAGGGUCUUCACAGUGGUUGUCCAUGUUGCUUGACUACUUAGGAUGAAUUAACACAUUUUUUUCUGAAACAUCUGAGAGCUAAAGCACUUUGUUUUUAAACCUCAAUUAAAAUUGAACGUAGAUAUCACACUCAAAGCCCAGGCAAGUUUCUUGGUUUAAUGAGAAUUGUCUGCCCUCAUAACUCCUUUUUGCGUGGUUCCUGACUGGAAAAAGGCCAAGCCACACCAGUAACAUAUAAAGACCCCAUGAGCUACUUUCAAGGAUAGGUAAUUAUCUGUGAUUGCACUGUGAUGAUGCAGAUCCCACCAUAACUGUGAUGGAGCUGGACUACUUACCCCAUGGAGCAGUGAAGGUUAAUUCAAAGAAAACCAAGACUAGAGCAGUCAGCCAUGCAGAAAUACAGUGAGGAGGCUCCUUUCUUGCUGAAUUAUUGCCUUUUGGGCUCACCGAUGCUUUUAUUUAUUUUUUAAGAUGUACUACCAGUUAUCCCAUGGCACAUAGUAUUUCCUAGCACAUAGUUUAGGAUAACCUGAAAUGGUUAUCAGUUAUUGUACAGUUAUCAUUGCUUCUCAGUGCUUCAGGCAAUUAAUUAUGUAAUGGUUGCAGGAAAAAUCCAUGGUAAGUUGAUUUGCCAAAUAUUGCAGGGCUUUGUGAGGAAGCACAUUAGCAGCUGCAUUUUACUUCAGUUAAUCUUUUUAAAAUGUUGGUUGAAAGAAAAAAAUACUCAUUUCACAUCCUGAUUUGGAAACUGUAUGCAUGCGCAAAUUGUAUUUUUCUUGAUGAGUUUAUAAUAAAUAGGGUAGCUUUCAGAUAUGAAAUGAAUUAUAAAAAAAUGUCUUUCAGCCAAUGGUAACGACAACAAGAAAUUCAAAGGUGAAGAUAAAAUGGAUGGGGCUCCUUCUCGUGUUCUUCAUAUCAGGAAAUUACCAGGGGAAGUGACAGAAACAGAAGUUAUUGCUUUAGGCUUACCUUUUGGUAAGGUAACCAACAUUCUCAUGCUGAAAGGAAAGAACCAGGUACUUUCUAAUUUUGUCUUACUAUUUUAGUAUAGAAAACAUCUACCCACCAAUCAGUCUAAAUACUCUGUCUGCCUUAAGUUGAGGCCAUAUCCCAGCAACGGAGCCUACUCUACUAGCCAGGCUUGGAGAAAUAUUUCAAGUUAAUAAGUGCAGAAUUCAGUGUUCAUGAACACAAACACACACACGCCAUCUACAAGAGAGAGAUAAAAGGCCAGAUUUUAAGCAUCAGUACCCAUUGGUUGGACAUUUGCUUUUAUUCACUUGAUCCUAUCUUCUGCUGUUGUGUUGCAGUACAUAGGUUUGGGUCCUAAGCACAAUUCAGUUAAAGGUAACUACAUGUAGCUCAUGCUGAUUUCAGUGGGAGACAAUUAUGCACAUUGUAAUCUCCCCUUGAAAUUGAUUAUGGUGGUAGAUUUCAAAAUGGUGGACUCAAAUGUGUCUCCUCCCCCUGCCCCCAAGUCUCAUUUUCCAAGCUCUGCACCGGCCCAUUCAGGCCUACCAAGAAAGGGCUUGUUUUUGUAUGACCAUGCCCCUCACUACCAGUUUCACCUUUCCCAAGCCUUCUCUUGUUAGAGUGGGGGGACUACCAGUACAGUGGUCUUCUGGCACUGGGAGCUACCUUUCCCACGUUUUGUGGCAUCAAUAGAUGUUUCUGCAGAUACAGUAAUGAACAGGCCUUAAGUUUAAGUUCUCUGCUACUGUCACCACCUUAUGAGCAUCAAUUCAGAGAGGGACAGCAGCAGUGGCCUGUGCUGUGGCUCAAUCAUAUCCCUAUUUGAUUGAGCCCAAUCCAUAUUGAGCUCAAUGAAACUCAUCGUGAAGAGCCUAACUGAUGCUACACUCCCCAAUGUGAGAGCUGCCUGUUUGCUGAGAAUUCUGAAGACUUGGAGUUCUGAUGGAGAUACAAGCUAACACUCUUGAGAAGUCUUUUUUUCUGUUUCAUAUCUCUGUAACUCAUUCAUUUUCUCUGCUCCUGCCAACUUUAAAGGAAGGCAGUCAUUAAGGGGCAGAUAAGUAAAUACCAGUUCUUCCUUGCCCUGCCUCCAUUUUCUUGUACCUAAAUAGUAGGAGGGAGAGCAGCACUUCAAAUUCUCAGCAAUCAGAGCCAAGCUGCUCUUUUGUUUAGCAUAUCAGGUUCUUAAAUAUGGCUUGAUGGUUGCUUUUCUUUCUAAUACUGGUUAAUGCAGCAUCUCUUCAGUUAUCAUCUUAUACUUCUGUUUUUUUGUUUUUUUUAAAAAACGUGUGUCUUUCAAUGUGUUUUGUGAAAAAAUUAUGUUUUGGUGUCUGAAAACUAAUCUUAUCUAAAAAUAUUUCAUUUGAAGAAACCUAAUUUUUUCAGACUGUAAAUUCUGAUAGCACUUUACCAAAUCUGAUAUAAAAAAGAUUAUAGUUCUGCUAUGAUAAUAAAGACUUAAGAAGAUGAAAACCUUUGAGGAGCUUCUCCUGCCUCCUUAACACAGCCUAAUUCUAAACAUUCAGAAAUAAGUCCCACUUAGGCUGUAUUACAGCCCUGCAAGAUUCUGCCUGUGGAGUGGCACCAGUGUCGCAAUGCCAGUGUGGAGCUCCCUGUUCUGCCUGCCAAAGAUGCGUGUGGAAGUGCAAGAAGUGGGAGGGACUGAACCAGCUCAAGACUGCUGUAUCCCAAGCUGGCCCCACUGCCAUCCCUUGACACCAUCAACCUUGAUCUAGCCUUGAGUGCUGAUGUGGUGGUUUUCCUAUCCACUCCCACCUUCCACCCUGGCCAGUGUGACCAAGGGGCUGUGGAUGUGGCGGUGGCCGUCAUGCCUUGCACCCGGGCUUUGGAUUGUCAUGUUACACUCUUUGAGUUUACUCCUUCUGAAAGGGACUGCUAUUUGUUCAAAGGGCUAAACUUGGAGAAUGAGGAUGAGACAACUAUCCAUCUUGUUUUGCUACUUAAUCGAAAAUUACGUACAUGAGUUUGCAGGAAACAAUAGACUCUGGGAACUAUGAGAUGGGAUGUAUCUUGUUGAGCAAGAUUAUUGAGGAUGUUCUUGAGCAAGUAGCCUGAGGAAUGCUUUCUGCUGAAUAGUGUUUUUACAUAGUUAUUAGAGGAUGCAAUGAAAGAGCACUUAACUCUUUAACCAGCCUGAAGACUCAUUUUAGGCGAAUAGAAUAGUCCUUCAUAUUCUUUCCCCAAAUAUACCCAAUAUAAGUACAUGAUCCAAAGGAAACAUUUGUUUUCUUCACCAUAAUAGCUUCUGCAAAGGCCACUAAAAGCUCUCUCAUUAUUUGUGCAGAUUAGCUAAGGAAGGCGAUUCUUAUCCCUUCCCAACUCACCAAAUGAUUGAACUGAUGGGCAGAUUUAAACCUCCCAUCCAGCCCAGCACUGUCUCUUCUUUUCUUUUUUUUGCAGUCAAAAUCAGCAUGAUCUUGGGAGGCUCAAAAACUGUUUUUUGGGGCCUGGAUCAGGUCCCCAGACCAGGAGUCAGCCCCUCCCUGCUAUAAGCCGUUUCUGACAGGCACAUUAUAAACUUUUGACUUCUUGGUCAGGAGUUCUAACAGCCAAGUCAGGAGAUCAUGCACACCUUUAAUAACCUGUGGUAAAGGGAUAUUAAUCCAGAUCCAUUCUCCUACAGUAUUGGAUGCUGUCUGUUGAAAAUAUCCUUUGCCCAAUUCCCUCCAGUAAACAGACACAGUUUACUGGAGGUUUUUAUAUGAAGGACUUUAAAUAGUCAUUUACCAAUUUGAAACCUGUGGAAAAAUGAAUACUUUCUAUUGGGUCGGGGGAAGGUAAUUGGCCACCAUGUCUUUCAACAUAUUGCUGGAGCCUGCAUAUUUCUCGCAGAAAUUGGGAUAGUGGAGCAGUGCUCCCUUUCAUUUAGGAUCAGGUUUGGCAAACUUCAAAUAGCCACAGUGAUCUGCUGAAAGGUGUAACAAGUCACUUGCUUUUUAAGGUUAUGGAGCUUGGAGCGCUGCUGCUUGUUCAGACCUCUAUGCUUCUCCCUUCAGCCAGGCUGGUACUGGUCCUCCUGUUAUCUGUGUUUUGGAGAGGAGAACCCACAUAAAAGUGCUUUUCUUUCUGAAAAUUGCUCUUGGGAUUCCCCUCUGCCAUUUUCUUUUUUAAACAGUUUGCCAUGUUUUGGUUGUCAACAACCCAUGGAUAAGAGCAAGUCGGCAACCUUAACUGUCAGAUUGUAAAUAUCUCCAAGUUUGCUUCAAGUGGGUAUGUCUGAAAAAAUUAUACAUGCUCAUUUCUAUAAACAGACAUCAGAGCUGUGGCUGCUUUUGCCCUCGAGGGAACCUGUAGCAUUUUGUGGACAGUUGGGGCACAUUCUGACCUAGUCCUUGCUUAGUAAGAUCUAUAGAUCUGUAAUGUGUAAUGGAUUCUGAAUGAUUUUGGCAAGUGUUUUAAAUGUCUCGUCAUGAAAGAGCCUGGCAAAUUCAGAAACAGAAUAUAGUUAUGUAUGCUGCAAAUACUACAAAACCAUUUUUAAUAUUUUUAUAGGCUUUUUUGGAAUUGGCAACAGAAGAAGCUGCGAUCACUAUGGUCAAUUAUUACUCUGCUGUGACACCUCACCUUCGUAAUCAGCCCAUUUAUAUCCAGUAUUCAAACCAUAAAGAGUUAAAGACCGACAAUACACUGAACCAGGUAACUUGUCCAUUCUCAAGAUUAUAGUUGUUAAUGUUUUAUUGAUUCCCUGUGUGUGAACACCCCAUCAUCAGUCCCCCCCCCAUUCUGAUUAACAUAGGAGAUUUGCAUUUGGUAUUAUUUUAUGGUAAAGGCAAAUAGUGCAAAUGCCUAAUAGUGUUAAACAGUUAAACUUCCUAAAUAUUUUUUCCUCAAGUCAUCUUAGACAUUAAUUUUGGCUCAAGAGCUCGAGUUCACCUAUAAAAGGAACUUGUUUCCUUCUUAUGUGGAUAAUGUGCAGUCUUAUUUCCAGUAUGUUUAAAUAACCCAUUUAAAUUUCAUAGCACUGGUAACCUCACCUUAUUUGAUCUACUCUUCCCAUAAUGCAGUCACUGCAAAAUAUAUUCAUAUUCACUCCAGGAAAUAACUGAGAAUAUAGUCAUUUGAUCUUAAAGAUGUUAAAACCUAUUCUUUCAGAUCAAGACUGUAUUCUUACUGGAGCAGGGAAACUACUGCUCCUACAGGUGCUAACUUUAAAGAUCUUUUUAAGCAUUUGAUGUUCCCAUUUCCUAUGAAAGAUGUUAAAGCUGUACUGACCCAUGCUAUGUCAAAUGGUAAUAUCUUCAUGUUCGUUUCUUGUGGUUUUUCCCUUGAUCAUACUAACAGUGCUAUAACAAGCAACACUUUUUAGGACUCUUUCUGUUCUAGUCUUCUCUUCGUUAAGCCUUGCCUAGAGACUGGGCAUGUCUCAUUUGAAAUACAAUUGUCCAAUCAACUUUUUAGCCAGUUUUCCAUAGGUGUUAAAAAUUUGCUUGUUACCUCUGGUGGUAAUCCUUAGAAAGUGUGUAUUUUCUGGUAAGACCUGUUGGCAGUAAGCCUUCAUGAGCUGUUAGAGUUACAAAAUAAUUUUACAGGGGCAGGACAAACUGUCUUCUUGAUGGUUGCUGAAUUCUGUUCUGAUAACAUCCGGUUGAAUGACACUUUUAAGUGUGGCAGCCAGAGAAUGUGCUGCAAUUUGAAGAGCUUACUUAUUCCAUAAUAGGAGGCCAACACAAUUUUUAGAAGUACUGCAUCCUGCCCUGGACUCAUUGGACAUUGCCUUUAUGGACUAGCACUGUGAACUAAUACAGAUGUCAUUGUUUAUCCUAAAGUGUUACUGUGUCAUCAGCUCUCCUUUCCUUGUACAGUGGACCCUCCAGAUACAAAGUAAAUUCGUUCUGGGGGUCCAUCCGCAACCCGAAAAAUCUGUAGGCAGAGGCACCGCUUCUGCAUACGCACGCGGCAUGAUUGAGUGCUUCUGUGCACGCAACACGGCGUGCAGAGUGCUUCUGCGCAUGCACAAAGAAACCCGGAAGUUACGUAUCCAGAGCGGUACGUAACUAGAGGGUCUACUGUACUUCAACAAACUGCACUUUUUAGUAUAUAUUGGUUCCCUCCUCACAUAGGAUUCCCAUUCAUAACCCUGUAGUCACCAUUGUAGUAGCUGAUAUAACCCAAUCAUAUUGAACUAAAUAAAUGUUUGCAUAUUAGUAGACAAGAGAAGGAACUCCUAUUAUUGUUACUGUAUCGAACUUGACUCUCAAUCAUAUAGGAUGUAAAGAGUGUCUGUGUAGAUUGUAAUGGGUUUUUAAAGAUUGAGAAAGAGCGAAUGGCAAUGCUAAAGUGAGAGUUCCGGAAGAUUCCUUUCAGUCCAAAGCACAUUUAUUGGGAAAGAAGACUUACCUAUUGAUAUCCAGCUAUCUUGCUUUUAAUGAAAUGUGGCGUAAUGCCAACCACAGCUUUUUCAGUACGAUUUUAUAAUAUUGCCAGAGGGGGGCGGGGAUAUCCUAUUGACUUCUUAAACAUAAAUCCAUUUUGCUACCACAAAGGUUUUGUGUAAGUGUUAGGAAAACAAUAUUCAUAAAAUAAAGUUUUUAAGACAUGAACAAAAAGGUUAUGUUCCAUUGAUUUCAGUGGUAACAAGACACCAUUUUAUUUACAUUCUGCCCACUAGAUCAUAAAACAUGUAUAUUUUAUUGUUGGUGUUCUUAUUGUUAAACCACUUUGGGGUGUUUUAUGGGAAGUAAAAUAUAAAAUAAGAGUGGCAUUCCUUUCUGGCAUAUUUUAUUUAAAAUUAUUUAUGCUGGUGUGCGUAAAUAUGCAUGUGUGUUGUUUAAGCUGUGACAAAUAAUAAUAAUGAGAAUAUUUAUAUACAUUUUUGUAGCAUCUCUAUAAUGAUGCAUUCAGGCAAAAUGGAUCUAUGCUUUAUAUAAGAAAAAAACCAGUAUUGACAAAAGUAUGGACAAUUUUAAAAAUGGUGACUGCAUUCUGAUUAUCAUAUUUCAGCUUAAGAAGAAAAAAACUGAGAUAUGAACAAGCCUUUUGGCAUUUUCAUUCAGCCCCUUCAUGUGAGUGAGCAAACCAGGAAAUCUUUCAUUAACUGUAGUUUCCCCUUAUAGCCAAACCAUUAAACUUUGGUUAACAGCAGCAGAACAAGCUAGACAAUGAAGGUAAGAGUGGGUAGAGUGUUGGGAUAGGUCCUGGUAAACCAGGAGUCAAAUCCCCACUCGGUCAUAUGAAAUCCACUGGGUGACCUUAGACAAUUGACUCACUCUCGUCUCUCUCUCUCUCUCUCUCUCUCUCUCUCUCUCUCUCUCUCUCUAACCUACCUCACAGGGUUAUAAAAUGGAGAGAGAAGAGAACCACAUGUGCCAUAUUGGGUUUCUUAUUGGAAAAGUGGGAUAUAAUUGUAAUAAUACAUUUUAGAAUAAAUGGUUUGAAGUUGGACUUCAAUCCUGUUUUUGCUGAUGUUAACCAUAGUUUCCUGAUUUGUCUGAAAAGGGAAACUUUAGUUAAUGUAAGACUUCCUGGUUUGUCUGCUCCUGCUGUGAAGGGCUGUAUGCAUGGACAGAAGUUUCAUUCAGAUCUUAACUUACUAAUUUUGCUAUUAACUACUUUUAGUUUCAUUAUUUAAGAAAGUACUUCACACACAUUUCUGAUUUUGUGUGUGUGCAUGCUCCCUGUUUGAGUGAGUGAGCACUUAGAACCAGCAUAGUUACCAGAUGCAGAAUGGAUAGUUCUCUGGAUUUUCUGGGUUAUAUUCAAGAUUCUCUAUUCAUUAGCUUUAGGGCUCUUAGGAGUUUUAGGGCUGCACUACAAUAGAAUCCAAUGCAACAGUUUCACUAGCGGAAACUUGAGCAGUCUAUUUCCCCAAAAUUUACCAGCAGUAUGCUUAUGCAUUCUCUUGCACAACUACGUUCCAAUGACGCAAAACAUUUUGCUACAGGAACAAGUAUACUGCUAAGUGACUAACUUAGUGCUACAUUGGAUACAACUCUUUGAUAAACAUUUGUUAAACCUUGCUUCAGAAGACUCUAAAAAAACCCUAAGUCAACAUCUGAGUGACUUUAAAAGUGACCCCUAAAUCAAUAUCAACCACUCAAGGCCCCAUUACCUUGAGACACUGACUUCCCCGCAGCUGCAUAGGACUAAGAUGCCCUCAAUGUAUUUAGAGGGGAGAUACCUGGAACUCCACAUGGAAGUCAGGUGCAUUUAUGGAUGUAGUCAGGUUGAGGAUGCUGUGCAUUACCAUCUGCUUUGCCCCUUAUAUUCAGUGUCGAGAGAUUUUUAAAAAUCACCUGUUCUUGACUGUCUCUCAGUCCGAUCACCACAGGAGGUGACAGUUGAGCUCCUAGUUCAGGGGUCGGCAGAGAUUUCGUGGCUUUGACCAGUUCACGGUCCCGCAGACACCGCAGUGGACCGGAGUGUGCACACACGCAUGCACAAACACUAUUUCCGGCACUCCUUCCGGCGUGGAGGAGGCAUGCACAGCUUCCCAUUGGCUGCAGGAGCUUCCUGCAGCCAAUGGGAAGCCGGCCAGCAUUGCGGAAGACAGUCCCCGCUCUGCUCCACACCGGUUUAGUGCAGCACCUGGGAGCUGACCAAGUGGGCGGCAGGGGUCCUCAAGCAGGCGGCGGGGGUCCAUGGGCCACUUGUGGCCCAUGAGCCUUAGGUUGCCAACCCCUGUCCUAGUUGAUAAAUAUCUCCAGAUUACAUAUCUGGUACCAAGUUCACUCUGGCAGCUAAGAAGCUCCAUUCUAUAUACGUUAAUGCUUCCUAAUUUUAAAACCUCAUGCUGUAAAUCUUUAUGUUUUACCUUUUAUAGGUCAUGUUAUGUGAUUUCAGCAUUGUUCUUAGCCUCUGCUGUACAUUGUAAAGGUCUUUGGAUAUAUACAAUAAAUUGAUUGACUUUAAAAGUUCACUCCACUGUGUCAGCGGGAGUUCUGUCACUGUGUUGAGUAUAAAGUUGAUACGCAGAAACGGUAAAAGUUGCAUAAAUGUGAAAUGAAUUUAUAUGUACAUUUAUUGGGUUGGUAGAUAACAGUGUACUUUUCACUGAGACCUUAGAUACAGUAUUCAAGCUGCCUUCAGUUGGCAAACUGCCAAGAAACAGCUAGCCAAGUACAGUUCUAAAGAGGUGAUUGUGUGUGUCCCGUGAGCUUUUUGUCAGUUGAUGUGUAAGACCAUUGCUCUUAUGUCAGAUAUUGGAAUCAGAAAGGUCAGGCUCUGAUAGGUUCUUAGUGGACUUUCCAAACUCAUUGGUUUAAAAAUCAGUGAGCUGUUGAAUUAUCAGAGAGUAGCUUUUGCUUGGUUAAAUGGUUUUGGUUGAAGAGAAUUAACGUGCAGACACACCACUUUAAGAUUUUGUUCAGAGUUUGGAGAAGCAGCAGCUGGAGCAGGUUUGAGAGGCAAACGGUCCUGGUGACAUCAGGGAGAAAGAAUUCAGGACACCAGGGCUGAAACCAUAGAAGGCUGAAGCUGAAGAAGUGACUAGAGGGAAGACUUAAGGUUAAAUCCUCUGCAAAGCCCAUGUGUUAACUGGAAGGGAUAAAGGCUAUUGACUUAGAAUAGGGAAGAAAACUAGUACAUAGUACUUUGAAAUAACGGUAACAUUUUAAAGUAAAUAUCAAACAAAAUGUUUCACACCUAACUUGCAAAAAUCAUAUAAUCUGAUAAUAUAAACAGAUUGUUGUAAAUAUUGACUUUCAGUGUUAAAACUUCUGGUCUGUUCAUCACAUAGCCUAAACCCAGUUAUUCUGGGCUAACAGGGGAAUCUUUAAAACUAAAGGGGAGUUUAAAGAAAUAAAAACAGAUACCUUCAAUAUAUAAGCUGCAAAUGGCAAGGAUCCUGUACAAGAUCUUUACCUUGUACAGAUAAAGGCAGGAUCGUACACUUAGAGAUAAUAUAUAAAAAGUAACAAGGCAUCACAGUGGAUUACACCUGCAUGGCUCAGUACAUGGAUUAUACUGCCCAUCCAGUCAUCAUUAGGCUGACUGGACACAUAUUUGAUGCAUAUGUAGAUUUUCAUUGCCAUCCAGGGUCAUUUAUUGUUGCAUAGGACUAGGUUUGCAUGACUAGAGCUGAGCUGGGAAUAGAACUUUUAAUCACCUUUAAUAAGUGUUGUGAAAAUACUUUGGGAUGCCUCAUGGGAGGUGAUUCAUAAAAGAAGAAAACAAUAGUACCUAAUAUUUAUUUAUUUAUACAUACAUACAUACAUACAUACAAACUAAUUACACACUGAUUAACUACAAUAGUCUCUUAAGUGGUUUCUGAGGAUCCAAUACAAAAAGGAAAAAAUCCAUUAAAAUUAUAAAAUCGGUUAAAAUGCCUUCUGAAAUAAUAAUAUAAUAGACUUCAGUAGGCACCACAGAGGUGGUCCAGGAGGAAACCAUGGUCUGUGGGAUCAAAAGCCCUGGGAGAUUGAGAAGCAGAGUUGAACUCCCCCAUUCACUCUUGGUAAUAUUAUUAUUACCAAUAAUAUUAUUAUUGGUAAUAAUAUUAAAUAUUAUUAUUUCAUCCAUUACGGCAAACAAAGCUGAUUCAGUCCCACAACUGCACCGGAUCCCAGAUGGAAACAAAUCCAACUAUUCAUGUCCCUCAGGAAUUCCUGUGAGUGCUUGGCCUCCAGCCUCUCCACUGCCUUAGAAAGGGAUAUUUGCAACCAGGUAAUAGUUGUAAACCAUAGGAUCCAAGGUGGGUUUCUUCAUGAGUGGAUGUGCCACUGCCUGUUUAUGGGCUGCAGGUGCCACUCCAUCACAUAAAAAUGCAAUUCACCAUGCCCUGCUCCCAUUCAGUCAGCCCCUCUUGACUGGAUUUCACUAACCAGGGUGAUAGAAUUUGUAAUCCAUCAACAUUUUUGAACUCAAAGCUGAAGAACACUUGGUUAAGCUGACCUUUAUUUUUGACUGACUCCAGUUAAGUUUUAUAGUACAAAGAAUUGUCAAGUUAACCUAAAACGCUAACUGCAAAAAGGGGGAGAGGUCCUUUUUGUUAAAACCAAGAGAUACAUUAUCCAGAAGUGUUCUCCUGUGAGAAAAUAGAUUAUUCACAAUACAGAAGCUUGGAUUCCUUUGCACUCUUAUGUUCUCAGGCAGUCUUCUUAUUUACGUCUUCUGUUCAUCAGCAAGCAGUAGUACUUUCUUUGCUGGAGGUUUCCUUCCAAUCUUUGGAACCGGUUGGACUGAAGAGGAAAGGUGGGGAAUAAUGGGUCUCGGGCCCAUCAAUGAAAAAGAAAGUAAAAAAAAAAAAAUGGCUAAGCUUACAUUCCUGUGCAUCUAGAAUAUACCCCAAUCUUCUAGAGCUUGCUUGUGGCCAACUGCUGCACCUUAUUUCAACAAAAUGUACAGUAUUUUGUUGCUGAAAUACCUAUUCCAUCUCUGGCUUCUCUUCAGCUGAUGAGAGUACUGUUGUUUCUGAUGCUUAGAAGUGAUAGGUAAGUCCUGCAAUAGCACAGAUUUCUCCCCUUCCAUCUUGAUUUCAUUUCAGAAAAAUAUACAUCUGGUAUGCAUUAACAAAUUUAGUCUAAGUUAUUACACUCUGAUACACUAUCAACAUCCAGUUUAAUGUAGAUAAAGAGUGUCAAGAUGUGGUGCAUGAAAUAUACUGUCAUAUGGAGAGCAAAAAAAAAAGCUAAAAUAUUUUUAGAAAUUCCAUUCUGUCAUUGACUUUUUUAAAAGGUACAUUGAAGCAACUACGGAAUGUACUAAUCUUUAAAUCUAAUUCACAUAUUCUCAUUUUGAAUGCUUUCCCUUCUCUUUUAUUGUAGCGAGCUCAAGCUGUUCUACAAGCAGUGACUGCAGUACAGACAACAAAUACUCCCAUAAGUGGAACCACAGUUAGCGAGAGUGCAGUAACGCCAGCUCAGAGUCCUGUCCUUAGAAUAAUUAUUGACAACAUGUAUUAUCCUGUAACUCUUGAUGUUCUCCACCAAGUAAGUCUUUCUUUUUAUGGGGAUUUUUUGAGCCGAGAACCAAGCAAAUGUGUCAGUAAACAUGGUCAUUGAGUAAAGAAAACAACUUCAGUUUGUGUAAUGGAACUUACCUUCCCUCUCCUCCUUCUGCGUCCAUUUCCCCCCAAACCUGCUCUGGGGAAUUCUUCCAACCUUCUGUAGCAUAUUUGGAAAGGGGGAGGGGAGGGGAGGUUCUACUGCACAAUUCAACCCACAGAAACUGGACAGGAAAUACACUUUCAGGAUCUACAUAGAAUGUUUGUUUUGCCCCCCAGAUGUGGAAGGGAGUAUAAACUUUUUGUAAGAAUUCAGCAGAACCGUAUGGUCCAAGAUUCAUGAAUGUUUUCAGAAAUGCACAUUUCCAUGAGUUUCAUAUUCCUGAGUCUUCCUAAAUUUGCCACACCGUUGCAAUGAAACUGCUACAGAACAGCAUUGCAAAAUACAAUGUGUUGGGUUGGGUGUAUUUCUGAGCGCAGAUAUUGUAUGUUGACAAUUGACUGCUCUUAGUGAAUUGUGUACCUACAUGUGCCUUCUGGUGCAAUUAGAGCUGAAUCAGGGCUGCAGACUGGCCUUGUGACAUCUUCAUGUAGCCAGAAAACAAUGUCUUUGAAAAUGUCUUUGACAUUUAUCAUGGUAACUGCAUGAAGGGUACUUGAUCCUGAAGCUUUACUACAGUUAGGCAGGGGUGGACCUGAUCAGUUCCUUAGGUGGGAAACAAGUUGGAGCAUCAUGUAAGAGCAGGCUACAAAUAGAAUGUGUUCAUUCUGUGAUCCCUGAUUGGUUGGUAUUAUGUCAUAAAGGAGAGAGAAGUCCUGUUAAACUUUUUUUGUAAGUGGAAAAUAGGAGACCUCAAAAAUGUUUGAAGGUGAAAAUUCAGUUCAGCUCCACUUGUAAAUGCCUGACAUUCACCUAUUUGCUAGAAUGAGCACAGUGGGAAAAAAUAGGACUUUUGGGUGCUGGCUGACUGGCCAUUGAAGAGCUCUGACAUGAGCUCUUCAUGUCUCUCCUGGCAGUGUUUAUUUUUGUUGCUAUACUUGGAUAUGUCAUUCUUUUGGCAGGUGUAUACACAUAGGUACAGGUGGAGGGAUUGGGAAUGCUGUGGCUAGAUGGAAAUAAAAUGCCAACAAACAAACAAACCCCAGUUCUGAAACUACUGCAUUAAAAGCUUUAAUGUACAAUUUGCUUGGUGGCACCGGCAAAGUUAACACGAAUGAAGGGUUGGUUUGACUGGUUUGCUUGCCUCCCAUGAUAUCAACUUCAAGCUGUGUCAUCCCAGUGCUGUAUUUUAUUCUUCAAGUUUUGUAUCUGGGUCUUUACGCUGGCUGUUGCUUAAGGUUAUUAUGGUUCUAACAUUACCCACCCAAAAAAGAGAAUAAAAGUGUAUGAUGCCUAGAUUGUUUCAUUCAUUUAUCACAAAUUGAAUGAAUGAGUAAAUGUACCUAACUAAUUACCCAAGGGAAUGCAACCCUCAGUAGGAAAAUAAAUAAAUAAAUAAAUAAAUAAAUAAAUCUUACCCUGCUCUAAAUUCAUGUGUGUAUAUACCUGCCAAGUGAGCAUAAUGCUUCCUGCAUCUGAUGAAGUAUCCUCUAGUCCAAAAAUAUUCAUUUUUUUAAUGUGCCCCAAGAUUCUUUGCUGCAACAGACCAUUGCAGCUGCCCCUCUGAAACUAACCAGAUACACUGAUGUAACAUCUUAGUGGUUUGUGUGGGUGUGUUUUGUUUUGUGACUUGUAAAGUUGAGUACCUGUGUACUUUUGAUUGUUUUUCACAGAUAUUCUCUAAAUUUGGUGCAGUUUUGAAAAUAAUUACAUUCACAAAAAAUAAUCAAUUUCAAGCACUGUUACAGUAUGGUGAUCCAGUAAAUGCCCAACAAGCAAAGCUAGUAAGUAUAUUUAAUUCUGUUUAGCCUCUGUUAAUAAGUAUAGGGUUACGUAUAGCUGGCAGUACUUGUUUUGUCAAAAAUGUAUUUGUGUGGACAAAAUAAGUAACUUUUGAGAUUAUAAAUGAACAUCAGGAUCUUACUGCCUGUGAGUAAACAUUCUGUUCCUAAAUCAAUAGUAUCAUCACUGUUUCACCCAAAAAUAACCUGGGACCAAAAUGAAUAUGUUAUGCUUUUCAAAUUACUAAGUUUCUCUUAACUGUUUUCUUAAGGCUUUGAGAAAUAAACUAAUGGAAAGUAUUGACAGAGGUUCUUUUUAAGAAAAUGCUGUGGCAGGGAACUUCAUAUCUAAUAUUUCUACCUAAUGCUUAACUGCCUGGAGUUGGUACAUUGAUUUAGGUUGAGCACCUGAAUUUUGUUUAUGUGCUACAUUUAGAAAAUAAUCUAAAUUAGGGUGGAGAUCCUACAGCCUGCUUUCUAGUCUUAGCCAGCAUUUAUAAACAUUAAACAAUCUAAACAUUCGUUGAAUUGAUAAGUAAAGCUAUGAAGCAGAAAUGUGAAGAGAUAAUUUACAAUGCAAUCAUUUGUGUGUCUAUUCUAAAGCAAGUCCCAAAUUCUAUUGGAUUUGCUCCCAAGAAAAUAUGUAUAGGAUUACAGACCUUAGACAUCUAAAUACACUGUUAAGAUGCUUUUUAAAGCGGUUCAUGAUGUGCCUCUGGGUGAUAAAAUAUCCAGCAUUCUGAAGGGUCAGUUUAAAAACCUACUAUUGCAGAAGAGAAGCUAAAUGAAAUUUUCAGUUUUUUACCAUAAAGGUUAAUGGUAAAAUUACUUUGCAGAUAGUGCUCUUUAUAGGGAAUCGGAAUGUGGCCUUCAAAGAAAUUGAAGGCUCAAUAAGGAAGUUUAAAGAGCAAUUUAAGAAAAUCAAGCACCUAGAUGAAGUAGCAUUUCCUAAGGAGUCUGAUGAAAAUAGCCUUGUCAACAUCACUGUUGGCUAUGAAGUGCCUAUGACGUUCAGACUUGCUAUUCAGGUUGAAAAAGUGAAUUCUGGCAUAAAAUGAUUCUCUUUAUUUCACAUUGGCUCAGGUUGGGUUAUUUCCCUAUCAGACUGUUGUUACUGUAGCUGAAGCAUCUGACGUUGCCAUUGCCUUAAAAUUUCUGCCUUUGCAAAACACACCGAAUUAUAAAUAAGCUCUUCUAUGCAUACCAUCAUGGUGGAUAAACGUUGGCUUUUAAGAUCAAGUGUGCAAGUAAUUUGUAUAUACAUAUAAGAUCAGAUGUCUCCAUCAAAAAUAACCAGCAAUACAUUAAAAUCUGGAUUUAACAGAAACAUGUGUUAGUUUACUCCUACUUUUAAUCUGCUCAAUUAAUUGGAAACUCUUCCUUAAUCAAAAAGUUUUUAAGUGAUCAGUUUGAUUAAUCAGCUAUAUGUUGCAGCACAGCUCAUUGCCAAUUAAUUCUGAAAGAAAGGCCUUGAUUAGUUCUCUUCACAGGAAUAUUGUCAAACUGACAAGUGUUGCAACAUUGUUGUGUGUUACUUUGGUUUCAGAUAAACACAUUCCUCGAUCCAGCCACUCUGUUCUCGGUUUCAAUGUGCCUGGAGGACAGUGCCAUUUCAUUUUUUUAGUACACCUGCUGUCCAUAUACUUUGACAUUGCUUGGUGUUUCUUGACUGAGGUGGUGAUAAGAUACUGUUGAAGACGGGAGAGAGAUGAGAGAGAAAUUUGAGAAGAGGUGUGAGACAGGGAAAAGCGUUAUCACCACAGCUAUUCAUAGUGUCAGAGCUUGUGUUCCAUAGGUUGGAUUGGUUUCCUUGAGGUCUCAAAACAGAUGGCAAAUGUUUGCAUCAUCUAAGAGAUGCUAAUUAUGUGCAUGCAUGCUGUGAGAUGCUUUUAUGGAUGCUCAUUUAGAGUCACUUGUGAGCUCAGGUUUUUCUUGUUUCCUCAUUUUUGAAGUUGGAAAGGAACUUCUAUAUUUAUUUUUACAAUUUAAUAGGGAACAUGACAACAUAACAUAUAUUUUAUGCUUUUGUGCCUGUAUGGUAUCUGUUCGAGCUUAUUUUGGGGGCAUGUUUUUUCAUACUUAUAAUAUACAUUAUAUUGAAGCCUUGCAGGAGUUGGAUAUGAAAAGAUGUUCAGUUUCUGCCCUUAAAACUACUGUCAUCCAGCUGUGCCACUGGGUAUUUCACUCAUCUGGAAGGCUUGCAUUGAUAACCCCAUUUCAUUUCAUCUGAGGGAAGGAAUCUGUAGUAGCUAUGUUCACCUCUGUUUCAGUGGAAAGUAUGAUCACUGAAGUUUAGAUCUGAGGAAGGAAAUGCCUGUUUUGAACUUCAUAACUGACACCAGUUACUGGAAACUGCAGGAGGGGAGAGUGUUCUUGUGCUCGGGGCCUGCUUACAUGUUUUCCAUAGGCAUCAGGUUGGCUGCUGUGAGCCCAAACCUGAGCCCGGGCCAUGCACAUCAGAGCCCAAACCCAUGCCCAGGCUGCCCAAACCCAAGCCCAGGGCACCUAGGCCAGAACCCAGGCCUAGGCUGCCUGUGCCAGAACCCAAGCCCAAGCCCAGGCCACCCUUGCCAGAACCCAAGACCAAACCACCCACAUCAGAACCCAAACCUAAGCCCAGGCUGCCCAUGCCAGAGACUGAACCUGAGCCCGGGCCACCUGAGUCCCUGUGCAUUCACCAUCCAUGUAUAAGACAACCCCCAUUUUUUUACUAAUUAUUUUUUAGCAAAAACCAUUGUCUUAUACACAGAAAAAUACGGUAAUUCUAGUUCCAAUGGUUUUAGUAAAUUUUCUAGAAUAGCUAGGCUAACCAGUCUGUAAUUUUCUGGCUGUCUUUUUACCUUACAUCCCCGCUUUUUGUAAAAUAAAAAAUAAUACAAAGUUAAACCAAGUAUAUCAGCAUUAUCUAGCUGAUAAUGUCCAACUACUAUUGAAUAUAAUAUUUGAUAGUAUCCAGUUCCAUGUAUGUGGUGAUGCACUUUAAACAUUUUCAUAUUAAUUUCAAUGGACGUAUGGGUAUAUAUGGUUAAACCUCAGCUGUAACAUCUGUCAUGUGAUCUUCAUUAAUGUUUUCCUAUUUUUCUAGGCAUUAGAUGGUCAGAAUAUUUAUAAUGCCUGUUGUACCUUACGGAUUGAUUUUUCCAAAUUGGUCAACUUGAAUGUAAAGUAUAAUAAUGAUAAAAGUAGGGAUUAUACUCGCCCUGACCUUCCCUCUGGUGAUGGCCAACCAGCUUUGGAUCCUGCUAUUGCUGCUGCCUUUGCAAAGGAGACCUCUCUUCUAGGUAUGAUUUUGUUUCUUUCUCUCUCCAUUCUCAUUAUUUACAAUGUCUUCUAAGAUAGUAUCUGCAGAUUGUAUUAACUUUUUAUCCAUGCAAUCAUUAAUGAGAAUACUGAAUAAAGUAGACCCUGAGCUCUGAAGAAUAGGUCUGUUGAUUACUACUUUCAAUAAACUUUUCUUCCCUUUCAACAAAUUCUGUUCACAUUAGCUGAUUCCUCACUCCUUUUUAACCUGUAUCCCUCCCAGUCUUUUAACUUGAGUACCUGCUACUGAAGCUAACAGGGCUGCCCAUUAUUUCAGCUUCUUUUAUUCCAUUUCUUUACUACAUAUGUUUUAUAUUCAUUGGGUACCCCCCAGAACCUAUAAAAUGAAUCUUAAUACAUGUGCUAUUUCAUGUAAGGCCUUUUCUAGUAUUAUUGGAUGGGGAUUGCUUGGCCCCACAUAGUUGAGAGCAAGAGCACCUGGCUUUUCCUCAAUCUCAGAUGCAUUAACUCCUAUAUCGCUACGGUUCCUCUUUUAUGAAAACUGAAGCAAUGUGGUCUUCUCAUCACAGAACUGAUGAAACCUUACUGCUUCAGACAUGACUUUAAACCUUCUCUGUGUAUAGCAUUUUCUCUACUGUUAAGUUAUAGCCACUCUCAUGUCAUCUACUGCCAGGUUUACAGUCUCUAUAUAUGUAUUACAGUGAAGCUCAGUGGCAUAUCAAGGCAUUUUUAAUAAGUUUGAAAAUGUAAUUCUUAUGUUUACUUCUUUCCAUGUGUUCUUGCUGCAGAGUUGAGAAUUAUUUCUCAUUUUCCUUUUGCUUACCUCUCUGUGGUGUAAGCAGUGGGGUGGGGGCAACCUUGUUGCUGAAAUCAUAUUACUCUUUCCCUUCAUUGGGGCAACACAUUGUAUUGUCGAAAGACAAUUAAAUUUACUUUUUGCUUUGUGCUGAUGAAUAUUGCUUCAAGGGGAAAUGCACUGAACUGUGAGUAUGGCUAUAGGUGAUUAUGCAUGCAAUUUGAUUCUGUUUAUUUUAUUUAUCAGCCAGGCCCCAUUAAAUAUAGAAGCAAGAAUGUUCUCUUGAGAAAUACUUACGUGCACAUGAGCUAGUGAUUUUCCUGACCGUGUGAAGUUUAGAUACAAUCCCUCAGUUUAAAAACCCCCCAACAACAUUGGGGCUCUGCUGUCCAUGUCUGCUAUCUCCUGAUGUAACAUAAUAUUCAGAACUAGUGCAGUGCUAUUCAUACUUUCUCUUAACUUUCAUUCUUUAAUUCAUCUGAGGUAUAUACAGUCUGGUGCUAUUUCUGGGUAUCCAGGAUUAAAAGGUAAAACUUUAAUGGAUAUCAUUGGCCCAGAUGUAUACGUAUGAUAUGUUUCCUCAUACAAUUUUUUCUUCUGCAAAAGGAUAACUGCUCAUUAAAAAGGAUGGCCAAUUUACAAAUAGAAAAACUCAGUUUCAAUCUAUUAGGAGAAGUGCUUGAUUUCGAUUGAUGAUAUAAAAUUUGUACUCUAUUAAAGAAAAUUGGAUGAGGAGAAAUGCCAGAAGUUCACUAUGUCUAUUUGUGUAUCUUAAGAGCAGUAACAUGAUGGUGGUGACUUAAUUUAACCCAGGGGAUGGGUUGGGAAUUAAAAGUUCGCAAAUUUAAAACUGAAGAUGCAUUUGAGUCCUUUCUGUCUGCAUUUGGAUACUUUCACCAGAAUUCACUCCUGUAUUUUCUGUGAAUAAGCCAAUCGCUGUCAGUCUUCUCUGUGAGUCCUUAUGCUACAAGUAAUACCUAGUAGUAAGAAGGAAUUAGCGUUGAAUUGGCUUUAGUAAAUUUAUUCAACAUGGUUAAAAACAAUGGAUAUGAGCAUGUAGCAAAUCAAUACAUAAAACAACAACAGCAUCCACAAACUUUGUCAGCAAACCAGAUGCAUGAGGGGAAAGGGAAGUUGUAACCUGGUGCCUGUGAGAAAAGGAAUGUGUUGGCGCCAGACCAGUGUGGCUGGAGAGAUGCUGUCAUGAUUGGUGUUGCAAAAUGUGUGUGUUUCCUCUGAUGCUGUGGAGGUAGCAUGCCUUUGAAUACCAGUUGUUAGGAACACCAGUAGACAGUGUGUUGUUGCACUUCCAUUCUGCUUGUGAACUUCACAUAAGGUUCUAGUUGGCCAUAGUUGGCCACUGGGAGCAGUAGGGUUCUUCUUAAGUUUUUAUGUUUGAAUUUUAAAAAAUGAAUUCAUAACGCGAGAAAUGUGGUUCAGAAGGUUUUGCCUACAUAUAGCUCCCUUAAGGAAAUACUAUGUGUAAAAGGAGUGGGGGCUGUGCCCAUAUCUUGUGUAAUGUUUGCAUGUGUUUGCUCUUCUCUGGCCUUUAGUAGGAGGAAAAACACAACCAUUUUAAUCAAUAAAACAAGGAGUAUGGCAGAGAGUUGAAAAAGAGUAACUUUUAGAGGGUAAUUUGCAGUAAAACCAUAGACUUUUUUUAGCACCCUUUCAUACAAUCAUAGCAGCUGAAAGGGGAUUUUUAAAAAAAUGACUUUAAAAUGAAAAGGGUAAUAGUGCUAAAGGCUGAGAUCAUUAUCACCUUUGAGUGAGGUUUUUUUGGGAAAAUGCUUUGUAUUCACUCACUACAGAUUGGCAGAGUGCUUAAAGAGGAAGAUUAAGAGUAAUUUAAAGCAGUCUUCCAAAAAAAGCACCACCCUUUAAAUUACCCCCUUUAAACAUCCUCACAAGCCACAGUAGCUUCCCGGAUCACCCAGCCACAAUGAAGGUGGUAAUAUUCUUCCAAACUACACCUUGAGCCAGGAGAGCUCUUGGUAAGGGAGAGCUGGGUGAGUCAUUGGGUGAAGUUGACUGUACUUCCGUUUUCUUGUGAGUUGAUGGAGCAGAGGAAUGACAACAGCUGCAACUGGGUUUUUUUAAACUGGAAAUGUUCUGUUCUCAGAACAAGCACACAUUCUUUAUAUGGAAGCUUUAAUGUUCCAGGUUUUGUUUUAUUUUUUGGUAAAAAGCUUGUUUUGUUAAUUUUUAAAACAUCCUUAGGUGAGGUGAGUGCUGCAGAUGGCAUUGUGCACCUAGUAGCUCUUUAGCAGCUACAGCGCUGCUACAGGGUGUUCUCCCAUUAAUCUCCAAAGGGUUCAGCUGAUAGUACAUGCACAUUUUUCAAUUAAUCUCUGCAGCAUUGAAUAAUAUUUAGACUGUAUUGAACAACCAGCUCUUAUAAGACCUUAGGUACACAUGACUUCUACAUCCAGCACAGGUAGCUUGUGAAUAAAGGAUUCUGGGAAAGGUGUGUCAUGGUGUUACUUGUUGCUCCUUAUCUACAGCAUUUUCUUUUAGAAAGCAUUUGAUUUAAGAAGUUGUGGUUUCUGUGUUAGGAGGAGUGACUGUCUAGACUUGAGAUUUGGUGCUUUGUGGCUCUGGGCCUUUUCUCAAACUGUAUAUCGUUGCAAGAAGUUGUGAUGAUUUCAGUGGUAGGAGGAAUGAUGUUCCUCACAGGAUUUAGACUCAAGAUUUAGACCCAUCAGAAGUCAAGGAGAUAAAGAACUACACAGCUUUUAGAAGACAUUUGCUGAAGGCAGCCCUAUAUUGGGUAGUUUUUAAUGUUUGAUAUUUUAUUUUGUUUUUCUAUGCACUGGAAGCUGUCCAGAGUGCCUGGGGAAACCCAGCUGGGUGCGCAGGGUAUCAAUAAUAAAUUUAUUAUUAUUACUAUUAUUUGAUGGUUUUUGGCUAUAAGCCUCGCUCACUAUCUUAGAUAUUUGCAAAAUAUCAAAGGAGCAGGUCAAAUGUAUUUCUCUUGUCUUUGUUUUCUUAUAGUUAAAGACAUGUUGGAGGCACGCCUUAUUGAGUAGCUGAACUUGAAAGUGCUUGACCCAUUUGUUUAGUGUGACUUGUUUUCAUGUGCCAUUGAAGCUGCCAUAGAUUUCUGAUGGGUAAAUUAAGCACAAACACCUUCAGUGAGCUAUUUCUUACAGGAUAGUGUUUGUGUUAACUGAAAUGGUAAGCUAAGGACUGAUAGGGAGGAAAUGCAAGGUUCUGUGUUGCGUGCUAGUGAACUGGUAACGAGGUUUUCGCUCUCAGGAUUCUUUGGAACAUUGGUUUGUCAUAAAGAAGCGGAAUUCCACAUAGGUCAACCUACAAAUGGAUAGAUCUGGACAAAGGCGCAAAACCAGCACAACACUUCUAAAUUAGAUUAUAUUGGAACGACUUGUGUGUGUUUCGUAAAAUAUGCUUUAUUUUAAAAUUAGGGCUUCCUGUUGCAGCUGUUCCAGGAGCGCUGAGUCCAUUGGGGAUUCCAAAUGCUGCUGCUGCUGCUGCCGCGGCAGCUGCCGGCCGUGUGGGUAUGCCUGGAGUUUCAGCUGGUGGCAACACAGUCCUCCUGGUUAGCAAUUUAAAUGAAGAGGUCAGUGAACCUACUUGUUCACCCUUCUUUUUUCCCCUUUACCAUGCUUCAUUUUGUAAACUGCUUAAGUGCUUCUUUAUCUUGAGCUUGCUUCUACUUUUUUUUAUUUAUUAAGAUCAGUGGCUCCCCCCCCCCAUGCUACUCAAGGUUGUUUUACAAUUAGAUUCCAAUAAAUUGUUUCUGUUAUAGUUAAAUACUUCUGUUUUCCUAGGUAGCCAGCAUCUUUUAAAUACCCUUUGCUAUUCGGCUACCUAUUUUUCCUAAGAAAAAUAUGGUAAAUAUUGCAUGAUCUGGAUGCCUUUUAGUUUAUUUUUCCAAGUACCUAUGUGCUCCAUUUUGUAAAUUGGUUCUUAAGAAAACUGCUGUUCUGUUUUGCCUGAGCUAAUUAUUUGCUUGUUCAUUUCAUGCUUACAUGUCAUUGCAUUUUUGUAGUAUUAAUUUGUGAACAGCUCUAACACAUUUUUCUUUGAAGGUUCUCCCAAAGAUCUUGCUGCAGCACUCUUCAAUCUCUCUUAGUAAUUUUAUCUUUCCUUCACAGUUUUUAUUCAUCUUUUCUCCUAAAAACAACAACACCACUUUACUUCAAUACUUCUUUAACUCUGAAAUCGAAGAGGUUUUCUUUAGUUUUGCAUUUUAUCAUCUUGUACCUUUACUUUGACUUGCUGUGAAAGCUGGUAUGAAAUGUGGGAUAGUUUGUAUCCUUUUGUCUCCUUUGAAUAUGUGUUUCAUUUUUUUAUUGGCCUCUUUUUAAAUAUGAGCCAUUAUGCUUUUCUCAUUUUUGUCAUUUACACUCUUGCACAUUAAAAUGCUUGGAUCAGAGUGCCAUUUUGAAAAACUCCUGCCUGCAUUUCAUAACCAGCCAUGCUUAUGCAGUUAAAGUUUAGAGUUGGGCUUGUUUUUGUUUUAAGUUUCUAUUGCAUGGAUUUUUCUUUUCUUUUCACAUUCAGAUGAGACGUAAUUUACUGUUUGAUAUGGAUGUACUUUACCCAUAUUUUGUCUUGGGUGACUACAUUUUACUCAGUUUUCUUGUACAAUACAUAAACCAACCAUUUUCUGACCAAAUUCCUGCAUUUCCUAUGUACUGACCUAUAUUUUAUUUUUUUUUGUUCCCCACUUCCUUAUUUUUCUUCUGCAUUGCUGUUUCCCUUCCCCAUUUCAUCCUUCUCCCUUUGUUCUCACCUACCCUUUCCCUGUCUCUUCCCAAAUUCCCACGCCCUUCCCUGUCUUCUCCUCUGCCUACCUUGUCUACACCCCCUGUCUCCAUUCCCCUAUGUUCAUGCUUCUGUGCUUGAACAAAAUGUUCCUCGGACCAACUUGCCCCAAUUAACCGCCUUGAACCAUGAUCCAUGACCACCUCACCAUUCUGCGGGAACCACCCUUCGUUAUGGAUGAUCUGUUCAUCUCCGCUCUUCCUCGACUCUUCUCUCUUCUUGUCUUAUGCUGCUUGCUCUUCUCUCCUUCUAAAGAUGGUUACGCCCCAAAGUCUGUUUACCCUCUUCGGUAUGUUAUCGUUAGCACUAUACUUUUAUUAUUGAUUUAAUUAUUUGUUUCACCUUAUUUGUAGCUAGCACUUUGGCUUUAAAGUUGAAUAGUAAAUCUUUUGCUAUUUUUCUUUUGCUGUUUUUUAAAGCUCUCCAUAGAUGCAAAUUUUUCUUUUAAUGCAUGCUUUUUUAUUUUGCAUGAUCUUUAAUUUAAUAUCAUUCACAUAGCUUUGAGGGUUUAUCAAAAAAAUGUCUUCUUUUUCAAAAUUCACCUAUUCAAAAUCUUGUUCUUCUUUAUUCAUUUGCGUGAAUGUUGGGAGAAGUGAGAGACAUGUUCCAAAUGUUUCAUUGAUAUGUCAAAAUGUGAUAUUCAGCUAUCCUUAAAAACGUUGUUUCUUUUGGAUUUACUUCUCUGAUUCUAAAAAGGUGUUUAUGGGGAUGUGCAGCGUGUGAAGAUUUUAUACAAUAAGAAAGACAGUGCUCUUAUACAGAUGGCUGAUGGAAACCAAUCACAGCUCGGUGAGAUUAGUGGGUUUUUCUCUCUUAUUUGCCACUUAAACGUUAGUUUUCGGUGUCCUUCAAGCCAUGUUUAAAUUUCAGCGUUUGCUUCUAAUCUUUCUAAAAUCUGAGAUUGUGUAGGAAGAAUGUUUUUUUCCUCAUAUCACAACUUCUUACACUGCUUUGGAAAUCUGAUCCUGAAGUUCCCCUUGCUUUUGAGUGACUUGCUAGGCCAGAGAGUUCCUUGUUAUUAACACAAGCUCCUUUUGUGAAUACCAUGGCUGGGAUCCAAAGAGCCCUGUGUACACAUAAAAUGCUUGCUUGCUUGCACAGGUGAAGGGUUGAAGCUUUCUCCCUUCCUUGUAUAUCUCCCUAGUCACAUCAAAUAUAACUGCAUCUUAAGGCAUAGCUUUUGGGAAGGGGGGGCGGGUGUGAGGGUCUUGAAAAACCUGGUGCAUGUGGAGCUCAAUGUGUAUGGCCUUUUGGAUCCUUGCCCAUAAAGUUAACAUACGUCUGAAGAAAACAAAGCCCUAUUGAAAUCAUAAUUUGUAUUAAUUCAGUGACCAUAAUAAUGACUUGCAAUGUAUGAAAAAGUAAUUUGUUUAUUGCUUUGCUGGGCACAUUUGCAAUAUAAGCACAGCUUUUAGAUUAGCUGUCAGUUAGAUUUAGACUGAAAGAUUUUCAGAUAGCAAUAAUAGCUAAAUUUGUCAAUUUAUCGAAAGAAAAUUGCCAUCAAAUGCUCCACCCCAAACACUGAACAGAGUAGAAAUUACAAUAGUGAAUUCAAUAGAAGAAAUGCUGAAAUGAAUAAUUGGUUUUGUUUUCCAGCCAUGAGCCAUCUGAACGGACAGAAAAUGUAUGGAAAGAUUAUUCGUGUGACUCUUUCCAAACACCAGACAGUUCAGCUACCUCGAGAAGGGCUUGAUGACCAAGGACUGACUAAAGACUUUGGCAAUUCACCUCUUCAUCGCUUCAAGAAGCCUGGGUCAAAAAACUUUCAGAAUAUUUUCCCUCCAUCUGCAACUCUUCAUUUAUCUAAUAUCCCGUAAGUGUGGGGAACACGGCUGAAAGAUUCAUACAAGAGCCAAACGUUAGCUUCUAAUCACCUCUCUCUUCUCCCCUUUGUCCCCCUUUUUGUUUAGACCAUCAGUAUCCGAAGAUGACCUACGCAUGCUGUUUGCUAAUACUGGGGGAACUGUGAAAGCAUUUAAAUUUUUUCAGUAAGCAUGUUUUCUUUGAAACUUCAUUUAAAACGAGAGAACAGCUGCCUUUGGUAAGAACAAGGUUUAUGUUACAAUUUUCUAGUGCUGUUUUGGUAUCUAAUUUUAUUGCUUUGUUCCAGAAGAGAUCACAAGAUGGCUCUUCUUCAGAUGUCAACAGUAGAAGAAGCUAUCCAGGCUUUGAUUGAUCUGCAUAAUUACAAUCUUGGAGAAAAUCAUCAUCUGAGAGUUUCUUUUUCCAAAUCAACCAUUUGAAGUGCGAGAUCAAAAUAAUAAGGUUGUAUCACGUUGUUUAGUGUUGUCAUCUAUGACUGUUCGGGAAAGCGGGGACCAGAGAUGGACAUCUGUUUUUCAUGCUGUUACCAUUCCUUGAUUGUUUAUGUAUAAAUGAAAACAAAAAAGGAUUUACAAGGAAGAAGCAGUGGUAUUAUCUGCUGGUUUUGCAUAUGUUUAUGAAAGGAUUUUGUUUAAAAAGGGAUUCUGAGGAAAUCCCAUAGUUUUUCAACUUAGUUAACAUACGUGCCUUAAAAAAGGAAAACCUAGAGUUGCUAGAAUUGCAUUUACUAGUUUAAAAAAUUGGUUGUCUGGGGCACAUUGUUACAUGGGAAUUAAUGGGUGCAAUCCAGUAAACAUUAGGUUUGCCUACAUCCCAUUGAAAUCUAUUGAUUUUUAAAGCAUUGAUUUCAGAGGGACAUCGCUGCACCUAACUUUUGCAGGAUUAUGCCAAAUGUGUAUUAGGCAGGAGUGUGUAAAAAGGGUUAAGCUUUGUUUCUCCUGCUUGGAAUUUAUUGGCUUUCAUGAAUCUUUUUUUUUUUUAAUGAAAUAUGUUGCGUUACUUUAAGAGAUAUGUAGCACAUUUGACUUGUGCUUCUCUCUUGUCUCUUUCUUUUUUAAUUAAGUAAAAUGGCCUUGUGUAUUCCAGAUUUAGUUUGGUCAAGGAUAUAGGCAUAAGUCAGAGUUAACAAGAUGCAGAGAAAUAAUUUCUUUUAAAGACAGGAUGAUUAUUUUGUUUGGGGUUUGUUAGUUAGUUUGUUUUACCCCUCGGGCUUUGAGCCUCUGUGGGGAAAGCAUUGUUAAGUCUUAACCUUUUUUGUACACACACUCUGGGGGCGUAUCAUAUAAAUGUUGGCACUAAGUAAUGUCUUGUUUGUGGCUGAAUAUUUUUUGUAGAUGUUUUUUGAAGUUGACAUGACUUAUGUGCAUUUAAAUAUAUAUUGCCAUUUUUAGUUAGUAAUUACAAUUUGAAAUAUGGUUGUGGAUUUCUGAGCAUGUGCAGACCGGUCUAGCUAGUUCAGGAGUUGGUGCAUGUAUUUCAAGGAUGAAGAAAGUGUAUUGCAAACUUUUGCAGGAAGAUUAAUAAUUUUUGUGGCAGUUUUCUUUAUAAAACAAAAACAAAAACAAAACUGACAACCAGGUGGGACCAAAGUUUAUGUGCCUUUAGUCUUAAUUUACCUUGCAUUGUAAUAUUCAGUUUUAAUAAAUCUCUUCAAAAUAUUUUGUAUCUAGAAAUGGAUCUGACUUUACUAUAAACAUGACUCAGAAUCUACAGGAAAAAUUAAUUAAUUUGAAAGCAGUUCCUCUGUCAGUCCGAACUGUUGUCUUGAUUCUGUUCAAAUGACCAAUACUUUUUGCAAUUGAUGUACUUAGUUCCAAGAGUCAUAGAUUCUGUUAUCUAUGUAGAAAAAGGUCAUGUAUAUUUUCUAUUAGUUGAGUUUUUACAUCUUUAGAAAUGUAAUAUUUCAGUAUAGUUUGAAAGCGGCACAAUUAAAAAUUAAUUUUCUAACAAAGUUGGGAGGUUUGAUGGUUGUUUAAUUUCUUCUUAUGUGUACGCUGCUUGCCUCUGUAGCAUGCUCAAUAAACACUUCUGUAGCUCUGU
Messenger RNA from Podarcis lilfordi (Lilford's wall lizard), 49482 nucleotides. NCBI's taxonomy places the organism in Eukaryota, Metazoa, Chordata, Lepidosauria, Squamata, Lacertidae. The record is from the annotation of a GenBank genome assembly.